CUAUUUAAAGACUUUCCUGAGUCAGGAGAGCUGAGCUGCUGUGGAUGACAGUUUGCUUCGGGCAACCCUGGAGAGUAUUGAGUAGAGUGGGAUAAACACAGCUAGGGAAAGUGACCUGGGGGACAAAAUGGAGACCGACUGCAACUACGAGUCUGACGGAUCACCUGACGUCUCCAUGGAAGAUGAAGAGGAGGAUGAAUAUGAGCCAAACAGGUACGAUACCUUUCAAAAAUGAGACUCUGCAGCCUACUUACAGGCUGUCAAGAAGUUCUGGAGAACUGAAACGGGGGGAAGUGCCUUUGUGCAAAUGCCAUGCGGCAUCAAAAAGGAGAUGAAAGUUUUGAGGAUGAGGGGGAGCUUUCUGAUGAUUCUGAAUGCAGCUGGUUGUGAUUCUGAAAGUGCCUGGCCUGUGUGCAAAAGGCAUUUUCUAUUUAAAGAUCCUGCGUUGUGCCAGUUGGAUUGGCAUCUCCUCCUGCUCCUUCCGAGCUGGCUCGUCACUGCAUAUCAAUCUCCAUUACUCAGGGUGUGUGUGUGUAAGUGAAGCGGACGAGUCCUUUAAUUUGUUCUUUUAAAAACGCCAUAACCCACGGUGCAAUAAGAGGUGGGGGAGAACUUUAAUUCAAGAAUCGAUUGCUUGCGGGGUGUGUGUGUGUGGAAAUGAGUGGUGGUUGUGACUCAGUUUGUGUUUGGAGGCUACAGGCCAUUUGGUUUUCAUGUACUUUAGGCAUGGCUUGUUGCUUGGUCUGAUAGCACAGGGCUCCUAAAAAUGGGGUGAUUUCAGCUCUGCACCCAAUAGAUGAAUGGAAAGGGCACCCCAAAAGCAGUAGCAGAUGUAGUUAAGGAAGAUUCCUAGCCAGAAAAGUUUGCCAUGAUGGUUCCCAGUUUCUGGUUCAGGACUUUGUAGCACUGAGCCCAUUUUGACUACAAAAUAAAAACUCACACUGAAACCAGGGAGGUCUGAACUGCUGGAGGUGAAGACUUGGUAGUAUAGGGAGCUUUGUCUUGCUGCUUUGGCUCAAGAUCUGCUGUCACUUGGUUAUUGAAUUGUCCUUUUCUCCUCUCGCUGGAGCCGGCCCCCAUGGAAACAGAUCCCUAGCCAGCAUGCUGGCUGGGGGGGAGGGGCUAGUAGAUCACUGCCUUACCUGCACAACUGGUUUGCCCUACCUAGAUUUAAUAAUAAUAAAAGAAAAAGAAGACAUCUUGCUUUUAAAAGAGGGAAACCUCUAGUGGCAAAAACUGCUUCCCCCAAAGUUGUCAUGCCAUAGAUUGGUUUGUUUCAUAAAACUGAUUGUAAAAACCCUCAAAGUGGUUUACAAAAAGACAAAACAAUAAAAUUGAGGGAAAAUUCACAACCGUACUUUAAAACAUACAAAAGUUAAAAUAUCAAAGCAGAUUAAAAUCAACUCAACUUUCUAUGCAUCUGGGAAUCUUUUUUUUUUUUUUGCAAAAAAAUUAUUAGUUUUUACAAUAUCAACAACAAACAAAAACAUAAAACAAACAAAACAUAACAAACAUAAAUCCUAACCUUAUUGAAAAUAACAGUUAUUUACUUUGUAAAACGACUUCCUCGUUUCCCCUUAGUUGAAUUUCAUUGUAUAUCCUUAUAACGGUUUUCCAAAUCCCAAUUUUAAUACCCUUUAAAUUAAACAUUAACAUCUUUAAAACUUCUCCUUCUUGUAUUAAACAUAUUAUUUUGUCAGUUAACAUAAGUACAAUCCUAAGCCCAUUAAGUAUCUGGACGCUAUUUCCAGUUAUUUUAGCUUAACAAAUUUAGCUAAAUAAUCAUUAAAUUUCUUCCAUUCUUCAUGGUGUUCCUCCUCCUUCUGGUCGUGGACUCUUCCGGUUAGAUCGGCUAGCUCCAUAAAAUCCAUCAUCUUCAUCUGCCAUUGUUCUACUGUUGGUAAUUCUUGAGUUUUCCACUUUUUAGCUAACAGAAUACGAGCCGCAGUUAUGGCAUACAAAAAUAGAUUAACAUCUUUCUUGGGCAAUUCCGAACCUAUUAUUCCAAGAAGAAAGCCCUCUGGUUUCUUUGUAAAUGUAUAUUUCAACAUUUUUUUCAGUUCAUUAUAAAUCUUUUCCCAGAAGUCUUUCACCUUGGGGCAGGUCCACCACAUAUGAAAGAAUGUUCCUUCCUUUUCUUUGCAUUUCCAACAUGUAUUAUCACAGUUAUGAUACAUCUUUGCUAAUUUUACAGGAGUCAAAUACCAUCUAUACAUCAUCUUCAUAAUAUUUUCCUUUAACAAAGUACAUGCAGUGAACUUCACCCCUUUCUUCCACAAUCUAUCCCAGUCCUCAAACAUUAUAUUAUGUCCUAAAUCUCUUGCCCAAUCUAUCAUCACUGAUUUAACUUGUUCAUCUUUCGUAUGCCACUCCAGCAAAAGCUUGUACAUUUUAGAUAAGUUUUUACCUUCAGUAUCUAACAACUCCAUCUCCAACUUGGAUUUUUCCAAGGCAAAACCAUUUUUCUUAUCCAGUUUAUACAAUUCGUUAAUCUGGUGGCAAUGUAACCAAUUUAACUUAUCUUUAAUUUGCUCAAAUGGUCUUAAUUUAUAACCUUCCUCUUCCUCUAUUAAUAAGUCAUAAUAUCUCAACCAUUUGGUAUCCAUAUUAAUUUUUUUCUGGGCCUUUGCCUCCAUUGGUGAAAGCCAUCUGGGCGUCUUUCUUUCUAAAAGGUCUUUGUAUUUUAUCCAAACAUUAUACAACGAUUUCCUAAUUAUAUGAUUUUUAAAUGCUUUAUGGGCUUUUACUUUAUCAUACCACAAAUAUGCAUGCCAACCAAACACAUUAUCAAAUCCUUCCAAAUCUAGUAAAUCUGUAUCUUCUAAUUUCAUCCAUUCUUUAAUCCAACAAAGUGCAGCAGCUUCAAAAUAGAUUUUUAAAUAUGGCAGAGAGAAUCCCCCUCUUUCUUUAGAUUCCGUAAGUAAUUUGUAUUUAAUUCUGGGUUUCCUCCCCUGCCAGAUAAAUCUAGAAAGAGCUUUUUGCCAUUCUUUAAAACAUUUCACAUUGUCUAUAAUUGGGAGGGCUUGAAACAAAAAAAGCAUCUUUGGCAGCACAUUCAUCUUAAUCACAGAAAUCCGGCCCAUUAAUGACAAUUUUAAGUUAGACCACACCUCUAAAUCUCUUUUAAUUUCAUUCCAUAUUUUCUCAUAGUUAUCCUUAUACAAAUUCAAUUUUUCCCCAGACAGGUUCACAUGCAUCUGGGAAUCUUUUCAUCGGGCACCAACUGAAGGUGCCUACUUGAUCUCAAUAGGCAGGGUGUUCCAAAGGGCAGGUGCUGCCACACUAAGCGAUCAAGUUCUUACAAAGGCAGAACAGGUAUCAUGUGGCCAAUUUGGCCCAUCUGCCCUCCUAAAUAACAUAAGAGGAGUCUUGCUGGACCAGACCAAAGCCAAAUCUUGUCUACCAUUCUGUUUCCCAUAACAGCUAACCAGAUGCCUAUAAGAAUCCCACAAUCAGGGUCUGGGUGUCAUAACUCUGUCCUCCUCACGCUCCUCAGUGACUGGUAUUCAGAGACAUUCUGCUGCUACUGGGGGUAGCAUAUAGGCAUGGUGAAUAACUAUUGAUAACCUUAUCCUCUAGUUUUGUCUAAUCCCCUUAAAAAACUGUCCACACUGGAGGCCCACCACUAUGUUUUAUGGUAGCAAAUACCGUAGCUCAUUUACGGCACUGUGUGAAGAAUUUCCUGAGGCUGAAUUUGCAGCUCAGCUUUGUUCUCCCGAAAUUCCCCUGGGGCAAGGUAGAUUUAAUACUGGGGGUGCUUUCAGAUGGACGUUGCAUUGUGUGAUGGAUCUUCUUGUAGCAAGUCCCCACAUCAUAACAUUGGCAUCAAAAUGCCAGGCCAUAUUCCCCCAGCCAUUAAAUCUUCGUUUACCCUUUUUGUAGGAAACCCAUUAAGUUAAGGCUGGAUACUUCUUUUGUUUUCUUUGAUGGGGUCCCUAUUUCUUCAUGCUAGCCAUUUAAAUGGCAACACUCCUUUGCGAGAUGGUUUGCAUUUUUAAUUAAAGGGUAAAAGCUGCAUUUCAUCUGGGCCGAAGAUAAUUUGUUGAUGCACAAAGCAUUUCUGGGUUGAACGGCGCAUACAAUUGCAACCACCUUGAUACUUAUAUGCAUGGUGCUUAUACGUCCUGGUGCUCUCUGGUGUGUGUGUACGUAUCUCUAAUAAUGGUUCAAUACAACUGCCUGCAUUUGCAGACUUUCCUUAGCAGUGUGGUUAUGGGAGCUGUCAUGAUCGGCUCCUGCACCUCAGCAUGUACCACUACGCCACUGAUUGAUAUAGCAAGGAUAAAUGGCUUUGCAUUACUUACACGUAGUUUAAUUAGCCAAAUGGAUUCUCUGUGUGUGUUGCUUCUGAAGAAGAAUGGGAAUGUGAUUAAUGGAAAUGACUAACGUGACUUGAUAAAUGUGUUGCCUGUCUCUGGGAACUCGCCCAAAUGAUCUCUUACGCUGCGCCCUGAAGUGAGGGUGGCUGUAGCGUUAGUGGUUUUUAAAAAUGUAGCUGCAAAUUAAUCUUCAGCAUGAGAGCAAGCUGGAUUAGGGAAGUGGGAGCAGAAAAGUGAAGUUGUCUUGCCCUUUCUCUCUCAAGCACUCAAAGUGUACUUAUGACCCAGUUGUGCCAGCUGCUGUGCUGAGGGCAGAACUACAUUUUAUGGGAGGCAGCUGCCAACAUCAGUGCUUCUAAAGCAAUGAUGUCAAAACACAAGUAACAGGGAUUUUUAAAAUGCAGAUUGCAUAGUGGGGAAGAGAGGAGGAAAUUACACUAUAUUCCCCCACUAAAAGAGACCACAGGCACUCAAAACCAUUGAAAUAAAGAGCCCAAACCACUGAAGGUUUUUGCCUGGUGUCUAAAAUAAGACAGAGAUGGUGCCAGGUUAAAAAAAAAUAUGUAAAGGUAAAGGACCCCUGGACAAUUAAGUCCAGUCAAAGGUGACUAUGGGGUGCGGUGCUCAUCUUACUUUCAGGCCGAGGGAGCCGGCGUUUGUCCACAGACAACUUUCUGGACCAUGUGGCCAGCAUGACUAAACCGCUUCUGACACAACAGAACACAGUGAUGUAAACCAGAGCGCACAGAAACGCCGUUUACCUUCCUGCCUCAGUGUACCUAUUUAUCUACUUGCACUGGGAUGCUUUCGAACUGCUAGGUUGGCAGGUAAGCCUGUCUGGGGACAGCAUCCCACAAACAGGGAGCUACCACAGAAAGGGCCCAUUCUCUUGUGACCACACUGUGGGUCUCCAGUGAAGGGGCCACAUGGAAAAGGGCCUUAGAUGACAAUUGCAGGGUCCAGUUUGGUUCACGUGGGGAGAGGGUGAUCCUUGAGGUAUUGAGGUCCUGAGCUGCAUGAGGCUUUAUAUGUCAAAAACAGCACUUUGAAUUCAGCCUGGGCACCAAAUUGGUAACCGGUGCAGUCAUGCCAGAAUUGGUGUUUAUAUGUUCAGGUUAUCCUUCCCCAGUCAACAAUCUGGGCACUGAAUUCUGCACCAGUUGUAGCUUCCAAACCUUCUUCAAAGGCCGCCCCACAUGCAACAUAUUGCAGUAAUCCAACCAGAGGUUACCAGAGCAUAGACAGCUGGGACACCAGUCAAAGCUGAUAGAGAAGACACUCAGUGUCACUGAGGCUAUUUGAGUCUCAAGCUACAGGAAUGGACCUAGAAGUACCACCAAGCUAGGUGCCCCCUCCUCCAGAAGGGUUACACCCCCAUUCAGAGCAGGCCCACAUCCCAAUAGAAUCCACAUGAGACUUUGGCUCUCACAUAGUGCUACCAAGCUGUAGCAAAAAGCACCCAGAAAGUCAAGGUCAAGCCAAGGUUAGGUGCAAGAGAUCAGAUCCAGGGUGAAAUGUAAUCUGGGUGCAACUAAGGAGAUGUGCUGGAAAUUCACUCCCCAAGAUAUAGAGAUGGCUGCCAGCAUGGAUGGCUUUAAAAAGGGAUUCAUGGAGGAUAAGGCUACUAACACAUGGCUACUAACCACAACGGCUUUGCUCUGCUUUCACGGUAUAAUAAUAAUAAUAAUUUAUUAUUUAUACCCCACCCAUCUGGCUGGGUUUCCCUUGCCACUCUGGGAGGCUUCCAACAGAAUAUUAAAAUACAAUAGUCUAUUAAACAUUAAAAGCUUCCCUAAACAGGGCUGCCUUCAAUGUCUUCUGAAAGUCUGGUAGUUGUUUUUCUCUUUGACAUCUGGUGGGAGGGCGUUCCACAGGGCUGGUGCCACUACUGAGAAGGCCCUCUGCCUGGUUCCCUGUAACUUGGCUUCUCGCAGUGAGGGAACCGCCUUAGAAGGCCCUCGGCGCUGGACCUCAGUGUCCGGGCAGAACGAUGGGGGUGGAGACGCUCCUUCAGAUAUACUGGACCGAGGCUGUUUAGGGCUUUAAAGGUCAGCACCAACACUUUGAAUUGUGCUCAGAAGGCAGGAGGACUGCAGUUGCUGAGAAUCGGGGAGAGCACUGCUGCUUUCAGAUCCUUCUUGCAAGCAUCCCAUAGGCAUCUGACUGGUCACUGUGACAACAGGAUGCUGGACUAGAUGGCCCUUGGCCUGAUCCAUCAGGCUCUUCUUAUGUUCUGAUGCUAAGUGGAUUUGGCACACUUGAACACAAAUCCACUCCCCAAAUAAAUCUACCGUAUUUUUUGCUCUAUAAGGCUCACUUUUUCCCUCCUAAAAAGUAAGAAGAAAUGUGUGUGCGUCUUAUGGAGCGAAUGCAGGCUGCGCAGCUAUCCCAGAAGCCAGAACAGCAAGAGGGAUUGCUGCUUUCACUACGCAGCGAUCCCUCUUGCUGUUCUGGCUUCUGAGAUUCAGAAUAUUUUUUUCCCCUUGUUUUCCUCCUCCAAAAACUAGGUGCGUCUUGUGGUCUGGUGCGCCUUAUAGAGCGAAAAAUAUGUAACUUUCUUGCACUAAAGAAAGAGAGAGGAAAAUGCACUGGGAAACAUGGGAUAAUAGUCGUGUGACAUGAUGUUAUAUAACCUCCCUGCCAGCAGAUCAUCAUGAAUUCUCAAUAAACCUUGGAUGCCGUAUAACCUUCUCACAAACUUGGUGCAAACAAAUCAGGGCGAAUACUUAACAAACAAGUGACCCUAAAGUUCUCUGGUUUCCAUAUGUAGCUCAGUCACUGGCUUGGAUGCAGUUCUGAUUUUGAAGGAAAUUGCUCAACUGAAUUGGUGGGACUUGACUGUCUGCCAGAGCCAAAGCUGGCCGGCCUCAUAUCAUCCUACGCUGGGAGGUUUGCUUCAUUCAAAAUAAAACACAGAAGACGUGUCAGUGAGGCAUGAGACACUGAUCGAUUGCAGCAGGUCUGGGCAAUCUGUUCGGCAGUGAGCACUGCAUUAAAAAGUGUGAAGAUUUGCUGCUAUUACUGUACCUGGUCAAUAUUUCUUCUAGUUAAAAGCAAGAACUCUUAUCCUAGUACAUAUUGCAGGGAUAGGAGGGAGGCAGUGGACGAGGAGCCAGGAGACUUCUGUGUAUAAUGCAGCAGAAAUACUGUUCCUGUCAACAUACUUGUUUAUGAAUCCUCUCUCACCUUUCUUUCUCCCCUGUUUAAUUUUAAGAGUCUAAAACAGAUCUAAAACAAUGGUUUGUCUCUAAUCAAGCAACAAGAGCCUGGUUUCUAGUUGGGUUAAUAUUUCCCCAUAACUUUCAUGUUUUAACUGAAACACCUUAGAUUAAUGUAGAUAGGUAUCCAACUCUGAAAGGAACGUAUUCUGUAUCUUACAGGGUGGCCAUGUGCCCUACUUUACAGAGGACACUUCUCUCUUUGAAGGAGUCCUCUGUCUGAAGGGCUGUCCAGUUUAAAGAGGAGGAACCACAAAAAGGAAGAGCAGGGACUUUGAAGUUGCCCAUUAACCUUUAGUGCAUAAAUAUCAGAAUGAGUAGGCACAUAAGACACUAUGGUGAGAUGUACUAUAUUUCUAUUGAAAAAUACAUUUUUGCACCCUUCUGAGUGGCGUGUCUUGACAAAUGAGGUGCAUCAGCCUCUGUCACUAUAUGGCUUCAGGCAGCAUCUGUUCCAAGGGGCCUGCUGGAUCAGGCCAAUGGCCCAUCUAGUCCAGCAUCCUCUUCUUACAAGGGCCACCUGAAUGUCUGUGGGAAACCCUGAUGGACAGCUGAUUGUCUGGUGCUUGGCUUUGCUGGAAUUGUUGUGAUUUUGUGGUUUUUGUUUUUUAUUAUGGGGGUUUAAUUAGAGGAUUUUAAAAAAUACAUUGUUGUUGCAUUCCUUAGAAAGUAGGCAGGGUGCAGGUUUUUUAUUCUUGAAUAAAUGAAAAUUCUUUUUCAUGAGAUCACACUUACAGUCAAUGCUAUAAUGUGCUGUAAUAGAAAAUAAUAAAAAACACUUGUAAUUGAUAUAUUUUAAUCUUCUGUGAUUCUGUUUUAAAUAAAAUAAUAAUAAUAAUAAUAAUAAUAAUAAUAACAAUAAUAAUAUAAUGAUGAUGAUGAUGAUAAUAAUAAUAAUAAUAAUAAUAAUAAUAAUAAUGUUAUAGUUUCUUAAAAUCUGUUUUUUUAGCAGUUUAAAAAGCCUUAACCAGAAUGAAGAGGUAAAAUCAGAUGCCAUGGAUGCCAUUCAUAGUGAAGAUAGUGCACAGACGUGGGAGACAAGUUCAAGUAGAUGUUCCACAUCCCAAGCCUCAGAAACUAGUGCUACGUCUGGUGUUUAUAGUAUGGAAAACUCCUACAUGGAAGGUCCUCCAGGGAAAUCUAUAUCUUUGAUGGAUGAAGGAAAGAUGGUACAGAAAAGAACAAGGAACUCACCAUAUCAGGUGCCCCUGUCUCCAAAUGAGAAAAUGGGCCCAGACAAUGAAAAACAUGGCUUUUCUGGAAGGCCAACAGAAGCAAAAGCAUUGGAAAGAGAAUUAGAUCCUGCUGAUCCACAGUCAUGGACCCUUCAAGUGCAACCUUCAAAGAUAAAAAACUACUUGGUACAAAUUACACAGGAAGCGGUGGAUCCAUUGCCAGAAGAAAAAGAAAAUGUUUUCAUGAAGAAGGCAGAGCUGCCCCUCGAAGGAACAGUAAGAGCUAAGAUUCAGCUGCUCACUGCAGCAUUGGAAGAAAGAAAUAAAAAGAUUUUCCGGCGGGUGAACAAUAUAGAUUUGCCUCCGCCUACAGUUGUUGUAAUCAGGAAGCCAAGAGAACCACCCAAAAAAUUCACCAGGCAAGCCAUGUUCCAGGCAUCUUUAAAGCAUCUUGAACAACAAGCCACCAUUAAGAAUAACCAGAAGGAAAUCCUGCACCUCAAGCGUAUGCAGGCAAUGCUUGCAAAGACUGUUCCCCGUAGCAGAGAUGAGGAGCGAGCGCGGCGGUCUUUUCUGCCUGAACCUCCGGAUAAGGCUUCCAAAAUGGUACCACCAACUUCACCGCUCUAUACUGACAAAGCAAAGAAGCUGGACACUGAAUCACAUUCCCCUGCCACGCGAAUGACAGCCCCAGAACAGGCAAGGUUUGCUUCACCAGAUCGUCAUGACAGAACGGAGAAAAGGGGAAAGCAAUGUCAGCUUUCUAAUACAGCAAAUACUGUGUCAGAAAAGUUGCCCAGCCUCCUUGUUGAAACAGAGGAGGAGGAGGAGGAGGAGGAGGUGGAGGAAAUACAGCCUCCUCCACUUGUUUCUACCAAACCCCUUUCCCAGCCUGCUAAUGAAGCAGAGAAUCAGGAUGACUCAACUUUCUCUAAGCUAUCAGAAUCUGCAGCUCAGGAUGUGAAGUACCCAAAUAAUAUUGCUGCUGAGCAGUAUGAGUCCCAAGAUUCUCUUUUUACUGAAAUCAGAAACCCAGAUAUUGGCUUCACAAUCCCUUCUCAAUUUGAGAUCAAAGAUUCAGGCUUGUUGCAUUCUGCUGAAGAGGCAGGGAAGCAAGACCUCCCUAUUUGCUCACCUGAACCAGCAGAGCCUGUGCCUGAGCAGGCAAAAUUACCUCCUCCAGUUAGUGAAAGAGAAAAGCAAGAAGAGAAACAGCUGGAGGCGGAAUAUUCAAAGAAAGAAGAGGCGCAGGAGCAAUCAACCACACUUUUGCAAGCAGAGCCGGCACAUUUGAUGUAUUCGUUGAAAGAAUGGGAAGUUGGGGAAGCUGAAACUGCACCCAAUUUAUCUUCUGCAGCUAGCAGAAUAGAAACACAGGAGCCUCAGAGCGAUUCCUGUGAAGUUGCAGAGGAACAUAUUGGACUUUCACAGCCCACACACUUAAUGGGUGAAGCAGAGAAAAGAGAAAACGAGCACCUGGAACCAGAUUUGGCAAAGGAAGCUGUUGAGACACAGGUAUCUGUGACAGCAUCACUACAGCCAGAACAGUCAGAUGCACUGCACUCAAGAAGUGAAAUUAAAAAUCAGCCAGCACAGCCAGGAUCUCAGUGGCUGGAGUCAUCACUCCCUAUUCCCGAAGCACAGAGAGAGGAAAUCCAGCAACACUCUCUAGCAUGUGCACAGUCAGAAAGCGAACAUCCAGUCAUCUCUGAACCUAUAAAGGCAACACAGGGAUUUGAACUCUUGGAACCACUGCAUCUCAAAGGUAACGAAGUCAGUGCGAACUCUCCUGCUGAAGCACUCGACUCUUCAGAGCAACUGUCAUCUGUUUCAUCUGCUGAGAAGGUAGACAUGCUGGAGACUCAGCAGCCUUCACUAGAAACUGUAACACUGUUUUCAGAACAGCGAUGCUCUGUUUUACCCUACCCAACAGAGAAAAUGGAGAAAAAAGACAGCCUGCCUUGUUCUCCCGAGACAGCUGCUGAAACAGCAGAAGUAUCACUUCCCACUGCCACCUUCCAAACGGCUGAAGUAACAAAAGUAGAAGUUCAUCCCUUGUCUCCCACAGAAGUUCCAUCAGAAGAAUCAGUGUCUAUUUCAAGAGAGCCGGAUGUUGCCACAGAUAGGAAAACAACUCAGCUGGUUUCGCCUUUAUCUGUAGAACCUCCAAGUAAAGCAUCUGUUCCACCCCAAGAAGCAGCAAAAGAAGAAAACCAGCAAUGCCCACCUUCAGAUGCAAAGCUGAGUUUUGAGGACCAGGAUGAGGAAGGCCAGCAAGAUGGUUGGUUUCCUUUAUUUGCAACCACACAGUUUGAACCAGAACAUUCGGCUGAAUGUGAAUCAACAAUCCAGAGCAUUAAACAGGGUUCCUCUGCAUCAUUUCCGUUAGAAGAAGCAACUGCAUUGCGUUCUGUUGAUGAUGCAGAUAAGAAAGAGAGGCAUCGUGACAAAUCCAUCACUGAGCCUUCACUGCAUCCUGUAUUCAUGCCAGAAAAACAAGGGAAGAUGGAGUCAGAGAUUGAGCAAACGACUCAUCAGUUAUCACGUACAGUUCUUCCAAUGGAAUCAGUCAGUAAACUGCAGUCAGUGGAGGAAAUGGAGGUCAAUGAGAUCCAGCCUCAUUUAUCUGCAACUGGACAAGAUUUAUCCCAGUCAGUUUGUUUAACAGAACCACAGGAAGACCAGUGUGUUUCAGCAGCAGCAGCAGCAGCAGCAGCAGCAGCAGCAGCAGCAGCAGCCGCCGCCCUUGAAUCUGGUUCUUUAAGUAUACCAUACACUGAGGUUGAAUCAGAGAAAUGCGACACUACAGAACCAGUAUUGAAAGAGGUGACAUAUCAAGCUAUUCAGGCUGUCACUGCAGAAAUGGAAGAAGGCUAUCUGAAAGUGUCACAUAAAGUGUCUGAAUCAGAAAAACAUUUAGAGGCACCUUUCCCAGCUCAGAACACAGAGGAAGGAAACCUUCAGUCACACAUGUUUGUGUCUCCAGAAUCAGAAGAUGAACACCUCAUCUCAUCAGAAAGAGAAGAAUCUGAAUUUUACCCACUCUUAACUCCAACACCUGAAUUGGGAUAUCCUAUUGCUGGUUCAGAAACACAGGAGAGCCAAAGCUACUUAUCUGAUGCAUUAAAUGAGGCAUUAAAUGCAUUAAAUGAGCAGUCAAGCUACUCUUCCUCAGUUCUUGAGGAUAAAGCCAAGAUAGAAGAAAACCAAACCACCUUUCCUGAAACUCCAAAAAUGGUGCCAAAUGAGUCACUGUCCUUUGCAGCCUUCCUCAUUAGUGAAGCCAAGCAAGAGCCACUUGUGUCACCUGUGGACACAAAGAUGACACCAAAGGAAUCAAAUUCCAUUCCAGAAGAUUUUGUUUCUGAGGAAGUAAAGGAAAUAGCCCCUCCUUCCCCACCUUUAUCCUCAGAACAACUUUCUAAGGAAGUAAUUUCAUCAUAUCCUGCUGCUGCUGAAGAAGAGAACCAAGAUGAGUCUCAUUCACUUCUGAGGGAAGAGUCAAAACAUCUGGAUGCUGGAGGAGCAGAUGUGCAAGGCGGUCAGUCUCAUUUGCUUGUUGCAGCACAGCCUGAAGCAAGGAGCCAGGACAUUGAGCUACAUUGCCCCAAAACAGCACAACCAGAGCUAGAAGAUUUGACCUUGCUGAAUUCAACUGAAGAGAUCCAGAAGCAAGAAACUCCCCUAUAUUCACCUUCCAUUGUACCAUCUGUACAUGAAGAAAUAUUGCAUCACAAGGGAGAAAGAGAAAACCAAGGAACGGUAAUUUUGGGCACUGAAGAGACAAAGGAGGAUGAUGCUCCUCUAAAGUCACCUGACCUACCACAGGAGUUGGAACACCUACAUUCACUGCAGUCAGUAAAAGAAUCCCAGGUGGAAAGGGCUCAGCCUUACUCUUCUGCAGCUGUUCAAGAUUCAUCGCAGCUUCCUGGUGAGACAGGAUCGCAGGAAGGUCAGGGCUACUUUUACAAACCUGCAGAAGUGGAUUCUGAAGUUUCUAAGUUAUCAGAGCUGACGGAUGCAGUUAUGGAGCAAGAAAUCCAGGCACCAAGGACUGAAGCUGUCAAGUUAGAACAUAAACAGUCUGCUUUGUCAGUACAGCAAAAUGAGAAAGUCCAGCAUCCACUGGUAACUGCAUCACUGGAUCUGGAACAUUUGGACUCAUCUUAUUCCACAGAAACACAAUUCCCAGGAGAGCCACCACCAGAUGCAUCUCUUCUCACUGAGAAAGCAGAGGAGCAGGAAGUUCAUUCACAACCAGCAUCAGUCUCACCAGCAUCUUUAUUGGAUCAAUCCAGCUCUGCUUCACUGGAUCUAAUUGCAGAAGUUGAGGAACAAGAGACCAAGCGUCCUCCCGAAGUAGCUAACGUGAUGCCAGAAGAACCCUUGUCUUUUACAGCCUUUCUCUUUGCUAAGGCAAAGAAAAUAUAUACUACUUUGACCUCAGAAAAAGAGAAUCUAGACAGUCAGCCUCCUUUCAAGGAAGCUGAUUUGUUAAUAGAAAGAUCAGAAAGCAUUUCAACUAGCCCCCCUGAGACAAAUGUAACUAUUAACGAAGAAACUGAGCUUCCUACAACACAUUUUGAAGUGGAACAGUUUGCUAGUAAACCUGAAGCAGAUGUUACUUAUCGAGAUGAAAGGGAAAAUAUUUCUGAGACUCCUACGCUACCUAAUUUAAUUCCAAAUGAGCCUUCUGAUGCUGUAAUACCAGAGCCCAUAAAUGAUAUUUUAACACACAACUUGCAUUCCUCAGUAUCUUCUGCAGACUCACAUACGACUGACAACAAGACAAUACAAAUUAGUGCAGGAGACUUUUUGAAAACGGAAGAAAUCAAGUGUUUACCUAGUGCGGAGAUAACUUUGAAAGAACCUGAAAAGGAAUUAAAAGAUCACGAGAAACUGAGGGAGGAAGUCAUACCUGCUGCUGAACUUCGUCGAGGAAAAGAGAUUUCUGAAGGUAACAAGGUAGUGAAUAUUCAUGCUGCUCCACUCAGUUCUUCAGCUGAUAAAGAAGAAGAGAAGCGUAUGCCGGAGAGAUUAGAAUACCUGGAAACAGCUGCAUUGCAGAAAAGAAAACCAUUCCAUGAUGCUGGAGAUAUGGUUAUUGACCAGGAAUUUUCAAGGUGCAAAAUAAGUGUAAAAACCUCAGAAGGCAUAGAAGAGGACAAUCAUGAAAAUAAGGAAAUCAAAUCAAAUGAACUUGUCAAGGAAAAGGGGGUCCAGGAAAGUGUAGAAAUGAAAAAGGAAGUUUCUGUUGUUCAAGAAAGCAGUGAAGAUGGUGGUGUAAAUGAUAACGGUAUAGAUCACAUUGAAAAGCAUACUGUCGUUGAUGAGACCUGCUUCAUCCAGACAGGAAACAAACAGUCUUUUAAGGAAGUACAGAGGCAAUUUGAAGUUACCAUAGAAAAUUCUGCAACACUUCCGACUGCAGGCACAAAAAAUAUUUUAGAGUUUUCUUCACUAGAAAGAGAUUUGGAUGAAGGCUUUAAUAGAAUGGCCGAGAAAGAAAACACAACAGCUAGUCAUGAAGACCCUUCAAAAAUAUUAAUCAAAGGUGAACUAAUUGAUGCUGUUAGGGAAAAGGAUGAAAACACAGAGGAUAAGCUUAACUUAGCGGGUGAACCCCUAUCUAACACACAAAAAGAUGUGCUAUCCCAGUCUCCAUUAAUUUCUUUGCCUGCCACUGCAGUCAAUCCUGAGCUUCUCGAGGUGCCACCUACUUUGGCAUUUUUAUAUAAAGAUCUCUAUGAAGAAGCUGUGGAAAAACCUAAGGAAGAUAGCCACAAAUAUCCACCAAAUGAAGAGACUGAGAAUACUGACGUAUCCAUUCACACCAGAGGCCCUACUCGAGAUGAUGGUACUGGAAUGCGCUUUGAAAGGGAUGCUUCUAAAGAUGAGACUCCAACUUUGGAAGAGUCCCAGAAGAAACAAGUUCUAAAAGAUAAAGCUAUUAAUGAACAAGCUUUAACCCUACAAAGAGUUUCAAAAUGUGCAGAUGAACCAAGUGAAAAGAAGCCUCAGUCUCUUCACAUUCUAACUGAAGCACAUGCUGAAACGGAGGUCUCGUCACCAAGGGGAACGGUGGAACGGCUGGAUGAUGCAUUGGUAGAUAGACCAGCUGAGAUCAUGAGCGACAUAAAAGUUGGAAAUGGUCAGCCCACAAAUGAAAUUCUUUUUGGAAGUGGGCUCUAUGGUUCAGGAGCAAGUAAUGAGGAACUCAGUCAGAGAAGAGAAGAUGAAUCCUUGGGCUUUGAAAGGGAUGUUUCUAAAGCUGAUGGUCCAAAUUUGGAAGAAUCCCAGAAGGAACAGGUUCUAAAAGAUGAGCCUAGGACUGUAAAAGCCUUAAAUCAAGCAAGAGUUUCAAAAGGUGACUAUGAAUUAGAUGACAAGGAGUCUCAGCCUGUUUACAUUCUAGCUGAAACACAUGCGGAAACAGAGGACUUGUCUCCAAAAGGAAUUUUGGAGGGGUUGAAUGAUGCAUUGAUAGAUAGGCCAGUUGAGAUCAUGGGUGACAUAAAAGUUGAAACUUGCCAGCCCACACAUGCAGUUCCUUUUGGAAGUGGGCUCUUUGGUGCAGGUGCAAGUAAUGAUGACAGCAGUCAAAGAAGUGUAGACGAAUCCUUGCCAGAAGAAACAGGCCAAGCAUUACCAGAAGAAACGAGCGAUGAGGAGUCUUGUCCAAUACUUGAUUAUGCAGCAAGUGUCUUUGAAAAUGCAACAUCUGUGCAAGAUGAGUCAGAGGAAGUUGCAGUUGGCCAAAACCAGCAAUCUGAAAUAACAGACGCUCAUGUGGUUGUCCCAAAACCUGUUGAAGAAAGCACACAAUCUCAUGCAGCAUUCCACCAUGUUAGCCCUCCCUGGCAAAGUGAGGGACAAGCAGAAGACCAGUUAAUAGCACAGGAUACACAACCUUUAGACCAUAAACAUACUCUCUGUAGGGACACUGAGGGACAAACUUCUGAAAAAAGAGUUGGAGAAAAUAUUGUGGGUGAUCUAACUGAGUCCAACAGAGAGGCAGCAUACCAACCACCACCUGAAGCAAUAUCUGACAAGCCUUUUGGGGAACUGGACUACUCUCUGUUGUCACAUGAUUUUGAUACCUAUCCAUUAUAUUCAAUAAAAGAGGAAGAGUCCAGUGACAUUGAUGAAGAUCUAGCUGAGCUCAUGGACUAUGAAAUGGUUAGUCGAGAUGAUGUCUUUGAGGAAGAAACAUCAUCAGAAGUGGUUCAUGAAGAGCUGUUGUUUGAUGACAGAAAAUCCUCAGACCGCAUUAGUGAUAGUUAUGAAUUUGUGAAUGAAAGAGAGGCAAAUACGCAUGCUGAGGAAGAAGAAUUUCAGUUGAUGGGUCUCGACAAGCUACCAAGAAAUGUUCCAGAAACUGAAGUCCUACAGAAAGAAUCGGAUCAUGAACUGUUAGAUAGUUAUUGCUGCCAGUGUAAAUGUCCCAUCUCUGCUGAGGACAAGCUUUCUGGGGAGCAUAAAGACCACACUGUGACAAACUUGGAUACAGCUGUGACUGAAUUAAAGGUAAGCAAUUAACAUUUUUGGAAUUACAGCCCUGUGUUCUCAUUGAAACUGAUGCUUAACUGGGGAUGCUUCACUGGACUAUAUAAGAUACACUGCAGGAUCAGACAAGCCAAUAAAGGUUAGUGACCUAAUGUAGGCAGAUUGUAUUUGGUGACAUCCAAUGUUAGUCAUAAACAGGCUAAGAUUAAAGCCAUUGAUUUUCAAUGGAUCUACUUUGAUUAUGACCAACAUUGGAUAUCACCCAUCGUGUUUAAUUUGUCUCACAGUUGUCUCUGAGAAAGAGCAAUUCUGCUUGGAAACACACCAGGCGCAACAGCAUUAAUGAAAGUGUUUUCACAAUUAAACUAUAUUCUUAACCCCUUGUGUGGGAGUGGUCACCUCUUUUUUUCUGGCUGGAAAGAAUGCAAAUACUAAAAAUACAUCCCUUGUGCCAGGACCUCCACUCUGACCAAAAUUAGUCAAAAUUAGCUGGGUGAUCCAAUGAUGGCUUUCCUGCAUUGCAUCUGCUUUGGCCCUUAGUUUGGAAUUUUAAAGUCCUAUUUGCAGAACUGGUCCAAGACGUUUUCCUGCCUGAGCUGAUGGAAAAGAUGGCACUUCCCUCUCCACCAUUCUACAUCCAUAAUCCAACCAGAUGGGACAUUGAGUCUUCCUUCAGCACUGGUGAUUGGGCAGCUUCCUCCACUGUACUUAUGUACAGUGCAGGUUAGUGGGUGCAGGAGAAAGUGUGUGAGGCUGCUAACACCACUCCACCUCAGCACGAGUUGCCUAAGGUGUCUUUCUUAUUCUGCCUAAUGGUAUGGUGGUUCUGCCUAGUUCUAAAUAAGCACUUUGAUUCCUUGUUGGUCCUCUUGAAUCUAGGUAACUGGUUGGGUUUCUCUAAUAUACAGACUUCAACGUGAUGCUUCCUCAGAUUACCCAGAUCUUGAGUAUCCCUAUUUAAAAAGCCAUUGAUUAGGAUCCAAAUAACAGCACAAUUACUCAAGGGUGUCUUUGCACCAGCACUGAUUCAGCAGCAGGGCCCUAUGGAAAAUCACAUUUGAAACUGAGGGGGCUUUCAAGAGUAGAAGAAGAAGAAGAAGAAGAAGAGUUUGGAUUUGAUAUCCUGCCUUUCACUCCCCUUCAGGAGUCUCAAAGCGCUAACAUUCUCCUUUCCCUUCCUCCCCCACAACAAACACUCUGUGAGGUGAGUGGGGCUGAGAGACUUCAAAGAAGUGUGACUGGCCCAAGGUCACCCAGCAGCUGCAUGUGGAGGAGCGGAGACGCGAACCCGGUUCCCCAGAUUACAGGACUACCGCUCUUAACCACUACACCACAAUGUAGGCAGACUAGCAUUAGUAUGUACAUUUUACAGAUGAUGGAUAGAGGCUGAAAAAAAAGAAUGGCCUGCCUGGCAAGAUUUCUAACAUGCUCUUUCAUGACGUUUGACUCCAGUGAAGAGGUUUUUUAUGUUUGUUUUUUAAAGGGUGAAAUCCAUUGAUGUACAUAGCCAAAUUCCCAUUGAUUUUUAAUAGCGCCUCCUUCUCAGUAUAUAGAGAAUCAUACUACAACUGUGAAAGAUAAGCAGUUGCUAAGAAUAUCAAAGAAGUCACAUGCCUCCAUUUCAUUCCCUAGAGUGGUUUCUUCAAAGUCAAAGGACUUGAGCAUGUCCCAUGACAUCAUCCCCUGGCUCUGUAACUUGGAGAGGGAGCCAGGAAUGAAAUCUAGCCUUCAUGUGAUCUGCUUCACCAGGAAAAAGAUGGCUUUCGAUCAUUGGCCAGUGUGUCUCAUUUCCACUACCCACAUGUUACUGAGUUCUUUGGUACUCAGACAACAGAACUCUCACUGCUUCAGCUUUCAUCAGCUAUGCAAUAUGCUCAGUACAAUAAGCUAUUGAUGAUGGCUAUUGGGGGGCGCACAGAAUUAAACAUUUCUCUCCCCCAAAAAACACAUUCACCUUGGAAGUGAAGAAUGAUUUCCCCCUAUUUAUGCGCACAGUAUAGUUUGCUGUGCAUUUUAUAAUUCAUAGGUAAAGGUAAAGGGACCCCUGACCAUUAGGUCCAGUCCUGGCCGACUCUGGGGUUGCGGCGCUCAUCUUGCUUUACUGGCCGAGGAAGCCGGUGUACAGCUUCCAGGUCAUGUGGCCAGCAUGACUAAGCCACUUCUGGCGAACCAGAGCAGUGCACGGAAACGCCGUUUACCUUCCUGCCGGAGCGGUACCUAUUUAUCUACUUGCACUUUGACGUGCUUUCAAACUGCUAGCUUGGCAGGAGCAGGGAUGGAGCAAUGGGAGCUCACUCCGUCGCGGGGAUUCGAACCGCCGACCUUCUGAUCGGCAAGUCCUAGGCUCUGUGGUUUAACCCACAGCGCCACCCGCAUCCCUUAUAAUUCAUAGGUGAUGCUAAUUUCCAGCCUUCCUUUAACCUUCCUUUUUAGGCAUAUAGAGGAAUCUGAUUAAAGCCAAGAGUGUUUAUGAAAACACAAACUGCUUUUGAACAGAUGGCCAAGUGCACCAAAGGAAGGUCAAGGAGGCUCCUGCAUGGCAGACAGUUAUAACUCAUGAGUGCUGUCUCUAUUAUCUCAAGAACCACAUCCUGGGCAGCUUUUGAGAAACAGCUUCAGAAGCACAGGAAAGAAAGCAGAUGAAAUAAAUAAAUAAAACCAGGCUGUUAGUCACUUAGAUAUCAUUUAAUGAAGAUUAUUUUACUGGUUUGAAGGCAGGCAUAGGCCUUUGGGGAUCCUGUCCUUAGUUUGUAAUAAGAAAGCCUUUUUAUUUAGAUCAGUAUGCUUCUGAACACAAGCUGCUGGGAAUCACAAAUGCACACUGUCCAGCUUUUGGAAACCCCAAACGGGGAUAGGUGUCUUCCAGGAUGUGUGCCUGGGCAAGUCAUGUGACCCGCACCUUGCUCUUGCCCCACACCCAAAAAUACAGUCCCGAAAAACUGGGAGUUUUUUUCAGUUCAAGAUCACUGUACCCCAAAUGGCCUUGCAUGAAAAAAUAGGAUGUCCCGUUUUUUCUGGGGCACUUGGCAGGUAUGCAAGUGGGAAGAGUGCUGUUGUGGCUGAGGUUCCAUGUUUGGGCUUCCCAUGGGCAUGUGGUAAGAACAGGGUCUUCUGGGUGGGCCUUUAAACCCGAUCUAGCAGGUCUCACCUUAUGUUCUUAAAUGAACUGCUUGCUUAAUUGAUUCCAUUUAUUAAAAAUUGUGUAUUGCCCAAGCUUCAGCCUGAGUGCCUUUUGAAGGUAUGGCUUCAUCACUGAAUUAACAAUCUCUUGUUGCUAGAAGGGAGAGGCCAUCUUUAAUAGUUUAUUUUCCAUUCCCUAUCUAAGUAAUAUCCCAAAGCCAAGGCAGGUGGUCUUUCUGUAAAGUCUGCCUGUCAGUCUCCCCCCUCUAAUGACAAUUAAUUCAUCAACUAAAGCUCUAGUGGAUUAAUCAGUUUACUGCUUAAAUCUAUGAAAACUUUCAAGCUGCAUAAAGAAAGGAAAAACGAAGAAACCCCCAUAGUGCCUUCCAAUUUAUUUAAUCUUUUGUGAUACUUAUUGCCUGGCUUAAAUUCAUCACACUCAUUUGUAUAAUUUUCCUUAUCCUGCAGUGUGGUUUUUGUUCUAGUACAACCUCACCAAGUGUCCCCGAGACCCCUCUGGGGACAGUGAUCCCCAGAGGUGGGGAUUUGGGGAAUUAUUGUCAGUGGGAUGCUACCAGGACAAUGGGCCUGAUCCUUGCAGUAUAUCAAUGAAGCACUGAGCCAUAGGAUGCAUUCUGAGAUUAAACAUUUUGUUUUGGUCUAGUUUUUAUGUAAAAUAUAAUAGCACCAUCUUGCAACUUCCUGACCACUUUAUUUAGAUGGUUGUGAAACUUUAAUAUUUCAGAGCCAAUUGGAUGGAUUCCUAGGUGUUUUGCAAGAAAGAUCUUUGAAGAUCGAGGGGUUUGUCAGUGAGAUUGAGGCUCUGUUUAAUUCUCUCGAGGUAAGUGUGUGGCAUCUGCCUUCCUUCUCAUUUGUUGAGAAUUUAAUUUUGUUGAGAAUUUUUUAAAAACAAUUAUUCAACUGGAUGGGCCACGGUAUGAACAUAACAUUUUCUUUCUACAGAAGAGGUGACUUUUAACAGCAUGCAAGGACACAUGGACACAAAACUCACUCCAGCUUUGUAUGAAACAUUCCAUCCUUCUGCCUUUCGGAAGCUGGUUGUCAAAGAGACAAACUCAGUUCAAAUUAUUUCAUUGAAUCCUCUGAAUUCCUUUGCAUUUCUGUGGCUUUAUACUACUGUUUUUAGAUUCUGUAUUGAUAUUCGUGAUAUUGCUUAUUGUUUUUAUAUUAUAUAUCGCUUAGAGAUUUUUAAAAUAUUAAGCAGUUUUCAAAUAAAUAGAUAAAACUACUGAAGGGUUCAAGUCAACCAUCAAUCUUUUAGCCCAAGGUUGGGUGGUUUUUCCCUCUCCUGCCAAGCGUUUCGUUCCCUCAGGUCUAAUCUCUUGAGAGCUACAUGACAGCAGUGGGCAGGGCAGGAACUGAAGGUGAGUGUGGCCAUCCUUUUUCUCUCCUUUUUUUUAACCACACACUUUUCUGAUUCUGUCAUGCCCUUCCUCUCCUCUCUCCCUCCCCAUCACUCUCUCACUUUGCCACCUCCUUUUCUUUCUUUCUUUCUUUCUUUCUUUCUUUCUUUCUUUCUUUCUUUCUUUCUCAGACCAUUAGUUGAACUUUUCUGAAUCAGACCAUUAGUUCUACAUUGACUGGCAGCAGGCUCUCCCUGGUCUCAGAUACAGAUCUUCCCAGUCCUGCCUAGUCCCCGAGACCUACUCACUUGUCAAUCACCUGACAUCACUGUGUGAUUUCCCUUUCAACCGUCUAUAGUCUCUGGGCUGAACUAAAAGAGACCCUCUUUGUGAACCCCAUGGAAAGCUUUUGCUAGUUACCACUGAACAAUCUAAGCAGGGAGAAGUGCCCCUGAAAUCACCAGUGCACAGGAGAAAAAUUCACCAAUGAAUUUUAUUUUUUUCCAACAUCUGGCAUUUUUUUUUAACCUCUAGGAAAACUGUAAGGAAAAGGAGCAGCUUUUGGAUGAGCAAAAUGAAAGCAUCAUCAAGACUGUGAUAGGGCACCAUGACAGAAAGCAGCAGAGCUUUGAGGAAGUAAAGAAUGCAAAAAUGGACUAUCUUUAUGAACAGAUGGUUAAUUUUCAAGAAUACAUUGAUACAGCAAAGGACACGUUGGAGGCGAUCUUAAAGGAAACUGAAGAAAUGGAUGAUUUUGUUUUCCUAAGUGUGAGUAUAAAAUUACACUUAAUGCUGAUAAAAAUUGUGCAUUGUGCUGAAAAUAUAUAUAUAUACACAGGCUAUAUUCCUACCUCCAUAACAAAGGAAUAGAGUCUAUGUCCAUUUGUUCUAAAUCUACAUGCAAAUACUCAUAGACCCAUCACAUAACUGGGAUAGAAAUUUAAGGCUGCAAACCUAUAUACACACUUACCUGGGAGACUAUAGAGGCUUAGGCUUCAAUCCCUACCUAAGAGUAAGCCCUAUGGAACAUAGCAGAACUUACUCCUGAGUAAAUGCACAUAGGAAUCCACUGUCAGGUUCCAAUUCUGUGCACUUACCACUUAGUAAGGCCCACUGAGGAAGAGAAUUCGCAAAAAUGGGAUUGUGCUGUUGAGCUCUAAGGUAGUGACCCUAGUUCAGUGCCCUUCCCACCAUGGACCACUUGAAAAUUGUUGGGGGUCUCAGCAGACCACUUAAAUGUUUUUUCUGCCUGUUAUAGCAGUCAUAAUGUACUAUGCUAGAUGCUGGGUGAUCUUUAAUUAUAUUUUUGUUGCUUCUGUUAUUUCUUUUAUCGCAUCACAGUUUUUAUACCAUAGAAUUAAAGAAUAGAAUUCCAUACAAUUCAAAAUCAAUAUGAAUAUUUAGCACAGUAGACCAGGCAUAGGCAAACUCAGCCCUCCAGAUGUUUUGGGACCACAAUUCCCAUCAUCCCUGACCACUGGUCCUGCUAGCUAGGAAUCAUGGGAGUUGUAGUCCCAAAACAUCUGGAGGGCCGAGUUUGCCUAUGCCUGCAGUAGACUUUCUGAACGAUGCCAUAACCUCCAAUAGAAAGUGGACUAAAACUGGGGUGCCAGCUUCCAGGACCACACUCCUGCACAAGUCACGAAGAAAGCACUUUUUUCAUGGAUAAGUUAGAUAAUGGACUAUGUAGAGCAGUCAAAAUUAACAGCAAAAUUAAGAGAAUCUAAUGAUGAGUGUUUUAUGGAAGAAUGGAUGCCAUUUUCAGAUUAUUUAAAGAAAUGCUAUAGAAUGAUGAACUCACAGGCAGGAUUUGAGCUAUGAGCAAUAUAAGUAUUUAGAUUAUAAUAUUGUGAGAUUGUGUGUAGAAAGUGAAAGUAGCCUGUUGUACCAAGGCAACCUUUACAUUUCCUGCCCACCCACCACUGGUACAGUGGUACCUCAGUUUUUGAACGUCUCCGUUGAUGAACGUUUUGGAACUCAAACGCCAUAAACCCGGAAGUAAAUGCUUUGGUUUUCGAACACGCCUCAGAAGUCGAACAGAAAACACGGCUUCCGCUGAGUGCGAGAUCCUAUAGAUGUCGGCUACUGAGUUUCAAUUUUUGAAAGUUUCGGAACUUGAAUGGUCUUCUGGAACGGAUUACGUUCAGAAACAGAGGUACCACUGCAUAUGUGUUGUCUAGAAGGGAAUGUGGCCUCUGGGAUGAUAAAUAUUCCCCUCCCCUGUGCUAUACAUCUGGCACAUUGGAGAAGAAGAACCCCCACAUCUCAGAAACUAUACCAUUGCUAAUUAAUUUGUACAACUGGAAGUAAUCUGAAAUGCAAUACGGUUGAGGGAUCCAUGGUGGGCUUUUAACUCAGAGCCAGUGUGGUGUAGUGGUUAAGAGCGGUAGUCUCAUAAUCUGGGGAACCAGGUUCGCGUCUCCGCUCCUCCACAUGCAGCUGCUGGGUGACCUUGGGCCAGUCACACUUCUCUCAUGUCUCUCAGCCUCACUCACCUCACAGAGUAUUUGUUGUGGGAGAGGAAGGGAAAGGAGAAUGUUAGCUGCUUUGAGACUGCUUAAGGGGAGUGAAAGGCGGGAUAUCAAGUCCAAACUCCUCUUCUUCUUCUUCAUGUUAUAAAGUUAUUGAAGCUUGGAAAGUCUCAAAUGCAGGUAUUAUGCAUAUCACUGUGGUGUUGCACCUCUGGAGGGCAAGAUUCUGCAAAAUGCAUAUGAGGUUAGGAAAGUUGAGCAUGUUUAAAGUGGUACAAUAUCAGAGCUGGGGCAUAUGUCUGUGGAUUUGAUGUCCAGUAUUAUUUUGUGACACACAUUAAUCCGUUCCUUCCCACGUUCCUUUUCCUCCCAUAGUCAUCAGAAGAAAUCAAUAAAAGGUAUAUGAAAUGUAGUUUUGGUGCGUUAUAGUGAGUAUUAGGAACGGCAUGUUUGAAUGCUUUUUAAUACUUCCAAGCUCCGCUGAAGGCAUGCAGCCAUUUCCUCGCCAGAUAUUAAGGAGGAAAUUGUGUGCUUGGUAAUGCAGCUGAAAGUGUUUGAAAUAUUUGCAUGCAUUUUCUCAUUCAUCAUUUAAAUACUAAUAAAUAUGGCAUUAUUCAAUUCUGUCUUUCCUGCAAUAGCAUCUAUGUAGCUGAUUUUUUUAAAAAAGCAGGUGUUUAUCACUGCUGUACACAACCAUUUUAAAAUUCCAGAUGCAUUCUGUUAAAAUGCCAAUAUUUGUGAGUGUUCCUGUUUUGCUGAUUUAAUUUCAAUGUUAGAUGAAAUGUUAAUGAAAAUGAUCCUAGGUGUCUCUUUGGUAGGCUGAGCUAAAUUUAGACCAUAGUGAAGUCCUGCUAGGCCAAUGAGUUUUGAACUUGUCCUGGUAUUUCUGCUUCCUUUGCCAAGAGGAUUACAUUGAAGUUGCAUGUAGUUUGAGAUCGUUUUUAGAAGGGCUACUCCCCAUAGUAAAAUUAAUAUCAAUCCAGGGACCAUUUAUUUGGCUUUGGAAAUGAUUUAUGGCAAGAGAUAAGACUGUAGGGUUAUUGGGGGGUGCGCGGGGGGGGGGGAAUGCGUUUCAGACAGUUGAAAGAUUAUUUGAUAAUAUUGUUUUGCCCAUGCACUAGUAAAACCUCCAAGGCCAAAUAAAAUAGUGGAAUGGGGGAAUAAUAAUAAUAAUAAUAAUAAUAAUUAUUAUUAUUAUUAUUUUAUUUAUAUGCUGCCCAUCAGACUGGGUUGCCCCAGCCUCUCUAGGUGGCUCCCAGCAAAAUAUAAAAAGCACAAUAAAACCAGAAAAACUUCCCUUCAGAUGUCUUCUAAAAGUCAACUAGUUGUUUAUCUGUUUGACAUCUGAUGGGAAGGCAUUCGACAGGGCAGGUGCCACUACUGAGAAGGCCCUCUGCCUUGUUCCCUGUAGCUUCACUUCUCACACUGAAUGAACCAUCAUGGCUGGCUGGGAUCCUGAACAGAAACAGUGAGGCUUACACAGUGCAACUUUUUCUUGCAAUUCCCACUUGCAUUAUUUAAAGAAGUGCAAACUCAUUAGCCUCAUUAGCACAUAACAGUAAAGCAUGUUUAGUUAAUAAAACAAGGGUAGCCAAUGUCGUGCCCCUCAGAAGUUGUGGACUCCAGUUUCCAUCAGCCCCAGCCAGCAUGUGCAAUGGUCAGGAAUUAUGGGGGUUGUCAUCCAAAAUAUCAGGAAUGCACCACAUUGGUUGCUCCUGCAAUAAGCCAUAGUCAAAGAUGAGGCAUUGGACAGACAAUGACUUACACCUUUUAUGCCUCCCUUCCUCCAUUAAAGGAGGGCGAGGCAAGCCAGGUAGACCUGUUCUUCACUCAUGGCUCCAUAGCUUCUGGGUGGUGACUGCUUUUUACACCCAUAGUUAAAAAGCAGCUCUGGGUUCACACUGAAUGCUGAAAUAUAAUUGACAAUAGCUAAGUUUUAUAAAUCAGCUAUAAAGCUUGGCUAAUGAGCAAUCUUUAAGCAUAGUUGAUAACCCAUAGUUAAGCUGCUGGGUUGGUUUCCCACAUAACAGUAAGCUGUUGUUUAAUAAACCAUGGUUUAAUAUUAGGUGCAAACUAGACCAUUGUCUAUUUGCUAUUUAAGCAAUAAUUCAGUUGCAUUCAGCGGCCCCAAUCUUUUGCAUAAAAAAUCUUUGGAUGUUUCUUCUGUCUCAGGGUUAAAAAUAUAUUCUUUUCUCCUUCUCUAAAAUGAGCUCGGCAAAUAAGAGCUAAUUACUUCUAAUCCAUUUUGCUUUCAUUUUUCCUUCUUUUUUGGGGGUUGUUAGCGACUCACCACCAGCUGUUGUACAUUAUCUCUUUGGAAUCAGCCGGCUUCCUGGAUGCUACAGUCAAUUUUCUAUUGCAUUCAAGAAACACUUCAAAGGAUAUUGUCUGUGCAUUUGAACUCCUGCAUUUCUUAAGGGGCUUGCACUGAACUUUAAUUCUGAACACUGCUCUGCUCCAGAACUGGGCAGUUAUGCAUCUGCCAGGCAGUGCUAUAUUUUCAAUUUCAAACUCAGGCAUGAAAUUCACUGGGUGACUUUCAUGCUUGGGCUAGACACUAUGUCUCAGCCUAAUCUAUCUCACGGGUUGUGGUGAGAAUAAAAUGGGGAGAAGGAGAACCAUGUACACUGCUUCAAGCUCCUUAGAGGAAAGAGGGAUAUUAUUAUUAUUAUUAUUAUUAUUAUUAUUAGCAGAUUAAAAAGAGGUCAGGGCUCCUGCACUUUUAGUAGUUGUGAAGGAGAGGUUUAGUAUGAGCAACCUAUUAGUCUAAUUCCAAACAGGGUUUUCAGGUAAGAAUCUAGACAAUCAUCCUUUCCCUAAAGGGUUCUGAGGCAGCAGGAGAGAAUUGGGCAGCUGUGUCUUCAUUCUGCUGCUUGCCAAUUGUUUUGCCUGCUCUCUUUUCCUGCAUGCUGUGGGGGGAAUAAUCAAUAUUCUGAUUGCUGCCAGAAGACAGAAAGGAAAGGGGAGUUUGGGUCAAAGGUACAUAGUGCAAACCAUGAGUUGAUGUUGCACACAUAUUAUGGAAAUGCCUUUCAAUGGGUAUAUAUUUCCCUUUGCAUAGGUUACUUUCUGCAGUGGAGAAUAUUCUGGCUUUGGAAAAGAUACCACCUGCCUUCUCACAGUUUGAACAUUUUGCAAGUGGCUCAGCAAAUGGCAACCAGACCUUAAAACACAUGCCUGGUAAGAAUCUGUGCAAACAUUUGGUGCAUUGCUUGAAAACGCAUGAAACCUAAAAAAAUAAAAAAUGGGGGAGAUGUACACAGGAACGGAAAUGUGACAUUGCUGGCUUCUGCAUGUAAUUAGUAAUCAGCUGAAUCUGAAGUGAAGCCUGAUUGUGCUUGGAUUAUGGAGGAGGAAACUGGAGAAGGAGCAACUAUCACUUCUUGUUCAUGCUGAAAAGACAAGUCACCUGCAGGUCUGGAAUAAUCAUGAUCCCCAGUCAUCUGUAGAGGAGCAUCUUCGCACAUUACAGUGGUACCUCGGGUUAAGUACUUAAUUCGUUCCGGAGGUCCAUUCUUAACCUGAAACAGUUCUUAACCUGAAGCACCACUUUAGCUAAUGGGGCCUCCCGCUGCUGCCGCGCCGCCGGAGCACAAUUUCUGUUCUCAUCCUGAGGUAAAGUUCUUAACCCGAGGUAAUAUUUCUGGGUUAGUGGAGUCUGUAACCUGAAGCGUAUGUAACAUGAGGUACCACUGUAUAAGCAAGGGCCCAAAGAAGGAGUUCAAGUGAGCUGAGCUUCCUCUUGUUGUGCUUCCGGGGCAAUAUGAAAAAGGAGAGCUUGUUAACGUAACAGCUGGCUGGGUGAGGCCAGUGGCUUCUUUAGCCCAGCAUCCCAUUCACACAGCGCCCAACCACAUGCCUGCUCAUCUCCCCUGGAAGCUAUCCUUGUGCUUGGAGUUUCCACCUUUUAACAUUGCCCCUGCAAAUACUUCUUUAUUUAGUAAUUAUUUCUGGCCAGGAAGCGUCAACAUGCCUUGCCCUCAGGUCCCUUCUGGGGCUGAAACCCACAUUGCCCGUCCUCCAGUCAAACAAAUCCUGAUGUUCUGAGCAGUGCUGAGCAGCUGCAUCUGUGACAGAAACUUCCUGAUGGGACAAGCCUGCCUUGGAAGAAGGCAAGGAUCCCUCUUUUGCUAGAGAUUUCCUGCAUCAGUUUGGAGGUAGCGGGGAGUUGACCCAGAUUACCUUUGAGGUCCUUUGCAUGGUCCUACAUAUCUAAUAGGUUGGUUCCUCUUCAGGGACACAGAAAGCAACUAAUUUUCCACCCCACCGAUGUUGCUUUAUUAGCCUUCUUGUAAAGCAUUUUAACAAGAAAUAUGAAUUCUGAGAACUGCUCAUUUGCAGCCACCCACUCCUUCACCUUUCCCCCAGCAUCUAAUUUUAUGUUUGUUGGGAGAGAGUGUGUGUCAUUCUUGAGAAAAGUAGAUUUUGGUGCCAUAAUCAGCUAUGUAUAACUAGCUUUUUAAAGUGAUACCAUUUCAAAUUGUGUUUGCGACAGCAACAAAAUCCAUCCAAAUUUUAGAAAUUGGUCGCCUGCUAUUUGCCCAUAGGUAAAGCUGAGACACUGUGUAUAAAUAUAUGUCUCUUCACAAGAAGCCAGCUGUUUAGUUCAUCUCACACCUUCCCUCAAAAUAUACAAGUGUUUUCCAUUUGAAAAACACAAGAAAAGCAAUUUUCUUUUUUAAAAGAGAAUUUUGGAGAGUGUCUAGUGUGUGUUGAUUAACCACAUAUGGGAGUUGUAAGGGAACCAAACCCAUCCCCAUAAACACAGUGGAAGACUACACAGUUUAGUGGAUUCAGCCCUGGUGACUCCAUCCAGAUGAAGGAUUAAUGUGCAAAGUCCUGCAUCAACUUCCUUCCUCUUUCUGCAGCAGUUGUACUUCCUGUACUUAGAACUGAAUCACUUCCUGCAUUUGUGUGUUCAGACCCAGAAACCUCCCCCCUCAAUAAAUUCACACUUGACUCAAAUUUUUGGUUUGGUUUUUGGCAGAAUUUAGGCCACAACUUUAUUGGUCACAGAAAGUGAUUAGUUGCAUUGGCUCUGGUUCGACUAGCUCCCUGCCAUGCAGGUAGCGCUGACCCAGGAUUCCAGCAUAGGUCAGCCAAGGGUGAACACCUGGAUAAGCAGAAAGCCGGGAACGGGCUAAUUCUGCCACCCAAAUGUCCCCCUGGACUCAGGCACGGACACAACCCCCUCACAGGGGUUGACCAAACCAUCGAGUCCCUGGAUUCCUUUAAUGGAAUACCCUUCACAUAGGGAUGGUGAGAGCAUUCUCCCAUCCCUAUCACCUGAACCAGAGCCUAUCCGCAACCUUACAAGUUGUGAGGAUUUGCUACGCGGCAGGCGAAACCCAAAUGGCAACAGCCAUUCAGCCAAGCGGGGAAAAUUUCUGCCGUGCCCCUGUCCCAAUGACAGACGACACACAAUGGCAUAGCAAGGUCAAGCGCAACAAGCCCUAAAAGUAGGGAGAGGUGGGCGCGUGUUCCGAAUGCAUGCACCAAAAGAGGAAGCUCUGGGUCACAUGCAUGGACAUAAAAAGGUCCCUUGAACCGUUUGGACUGCGUCCCAUUGACCAGAUUGAACCCAGUUUUGAGGGACCUACCAAUCGGUUAUUGUGGCUGACCAAUCGUACCCACCCACAACACAGGGUGUCGAUUGUCCAGGUUUCACCGCAAUACAUGCCCUCUUUAAGGGAGGACCCGAUUUCUCAAUUAGUGCUGAAUCAGUAGUGUGGGAAGCUGCUAUUUGGGCAAGUCCUUGUCAAGAGUAUCAGAAACCCUUCCAGCUUAAAUCUUGAUUCUUCCAGUGCCUGUCUUGCAUGCCUAAGUGAAAACUCUAAUUCACAUGGACUGAUGUUCCAUCACUACAGUGAUGGAAACUGAACCACAACAAAAAUGUUUUAGAAAGAAGCAUUGGUACCUUGUGAGGUAUGCCCUCAUUUCUUUUGCUCCAACGUUGCUUCCAGACAAAGAUUUUUCAGAUUUUUCAGUCUCAAUACCACUUCCCCAUGAAUACAGAGAAGUAUAUCACAAACUAAUUAACUCUGUAUGAGGUUUCAUUGACAGUAAUAUACAAAAAACUCAGACCUUCUAAUACUUGAGAGUCUUAAAUGAUAUUUACAAUACCAAAAUAAUAAUGACAUACACAAAAUAAUAAUGAUAUACACAUACACAAUAUCUCAAAGCCAAACAGUCAAAAUUUCCUGCAAUAAGUAAAAAAAAAAACCAAUUCUCUGUGUGUAUACUUGUUGCUGGUGCAAUUCUGACGGAACUCUGACAACAAGAUAACCAGAUUUCAAUCUCUGUUUCGUAAAUUUUCCAGUCUCCGCAAAAACUUGUUAACUUCAAAUGGUAGAAAGGGGGUGAAACUAAAUAACAGGGGAUACAUUUUUUAAAAAUAUCAAUCCCUAUCAAUCCUGGGGGUGGGAUCUGAUAGGGAAAUACAAUGUUGAAGAAGGUGUAUAACGUUAUUCCCCCUGCACUUCUUUUCUUAAUGGAAAUUUCCAAAAUAGGGCAAACAGCAGGUUUUUUGGAGGGAAAUUUGUUGGGGAAAUGGCAUUGGGUGUGGAAGGGUUAAAACUAACCCCCCAAUGUUGUGAUGUACACUAUUCCAUCUCUACUUUAGCACCUACUUCAUUGCCAUGGUGGGUUAACAGGCUUUCAUGCUCGCUGAAAUAAUUAUUCUGUCUCCAGCCUGAGUAAAUAAGGAAAUAUAAUCUCAUUUGAGUUCCGUGAUGGGAAAGAUGAAUGUUUUGAAUGACAGGCAGCUCUUUUCCUUAAUCACAGAAAAUCUGCUGGUGUCAGCAUGUGCUUUGUUAGUGCCACAGGAAUUCAUGAUUGCAUCAGAAAAUAACCAAAAGCAGAAAACUUUUUUUUAAAAUGUGGAUCUUAAUGUUCAUUUCACAUCAAAUGGAAAUCUGCCAAGGAAGGAGAGGAAGGGAGUAUUUUCUUUUGUUCGACCAAGUAAUUUAAUACUGAGAGAUGUUGGUUUUGAACCUCUCUUUGCAGACAUCCUACAUAGUUAGGAUCAAUAGCCCCAAUGUCUGCAUGCUUAGGUGGAAUAGACACAUUCUUAGAUUUUCGCAAAUCCCCAUAAAGGUGUUGAUCAGUUACCGUAUUUUUUGCUCUAUAAGACACAUUUUUCCCCUCCUAAAAAGUAAGGGGAAAUGUGUGUGCGUCCUAUGGAGCGAAUGCAGGCGGGAGGCUCUGCUCAGCACUCCCUUUAAGAAUGUGUGUGCGGCUCUUGGGGGCUUUUACCCGAGAAGGGAGAAGGGCUGCCCUUCUCCCUCCUCGGGGAAAAGCCCCCAAGAGCCACACAUACGCUCCGUGCGCUCUUUAAAGGGAGCGCAGCUCUUGGGGGAGCCUUCAUCUGCUGUCCUGGCUUCUGGCUUAGCCGCACGCAGCCUCUUGAGGGAAGGGGGAGCCUUCAUCCCGCUGCCCUGAAGAGGCUUCGCCCGUCUAUCCCAGAAGCCAGAUCCCUCUUGCUGUUCUGUGAUUCAGAAUAUUUUUUUUCUUGUUUUCCUCCUCCAAAAACUAGGUGUGUCUUAUGGUCUGGUGCGUCUUAUAGAGCGAAAAAUAUGGUACAUUGAAGGCUCAAACUCCUGAGCAGCUGGGAGGGCAGUUCUAAGAGUCAUACACUUCUGCUUCAAAACUAUAUAGAAAAAUAUUUUUUAAGAGAGAAAUUUGCACUACAAUGCUAAGGAAUUAUGAGGAAUGUUUUUAAAGAAAAAUGGCAAAUGGUGGAAACGUGGAGGACUGAAUAUACAACUAGAAAAAUGAGACAUAUUGACAGAUUUAUCCAUUCCUAGCUGCAGCCUGGAAUGCUCAACAAACAGAGAGGUGUAUGAAUAACUGAUUGCCUAUUUUCUUGCAGUCCCACAGACUCCAAAAUUACAACCUCAGGAUCCAAACUCAGCUACAAGCACAUCGAUUGCAGUGUAUUGGACUGUGAAUGAAGAUGAUGUCAUUGAUUUUUUCCAGGUCUAUUGUAUGGAGGAAUGCCCAGGAAACAGAGAACAAAGUGGUGCGUGAGUGAUGGUGCCUCUCUGCUGGCUGGAGAAGCUGGAGAGGGAAAAGUUUAUAGAAUCAAAUUAUAGGAGUAAAUCAAAAGCAAUAAAAGACAUGAUACAAAAGCAAUAUGAUAGCAUCUAAGAAUGUUUUAGACUGGCAGUUUUCAUCAGCCACAGAAAAUGUGCACUACAUCAGUGAUCUUUUGUUUCUUAUGCUCCAGUUCCUGGGGUUAUUUGCGCAAAUGUUUGGACCGCAUUAAACUUGCUGUUGUUUUGGUCACAAGUCUUGCACUGCACCACUUCCUGCCCAUUCUCUCAUUCCUCCUCUUUCCUUAUUGGAGGGCAAUCUUAAUAUAUUUCUCUUACCUAAGUGCGGCAUCCCUAUUGAAGCUAAAAUGGAUACUUUGCUAUCUUCAUUUCAAGGUGCUGUUUUCCCGUUCUUACAUGUCCAGUUUUCUGACAACCCGCAUCAAAAUCUGGAUGUGUGGAUGCAUGGGUGGAGUUGUAGAAAUUCACCAUUUAUUAAGGCUGGGUAGGAAGCCAAGGCUGAAGAAUAUACAGUGGUACCUCGGGUUAAGUACUUAAUUUGUUCCGGAGGUCCAUUCUUAACCUGAAACUGUUCUUAACCUGAAGCACCACUUUAGCUAAUGGGGCCUCCUGCUGCUGCCACGCCGCCAGAGCACGAUUUCUGUUUUCAUCCUGAAGCAAAGUUCUUAACCCGAGGUAUUAUUUCUGGGUUAGCGGAGUCUGUAACCUGAAGUGUAUAUAACCCGAGGUACCACUGUACAUACAGGAAAUGCAUGGGUAGUAGUGACAAUGAAUGAAAAUAAAAGUGACAAAAUCAUUGGCCUCGAAGUGCUCUUAGGCUGUAUCCUAGGCACACUUACCUGAGCAUAAGCUCCAUUGAACAAUGUAGGACUUGCUUCUGUGUAAAGGUGCACACUGUUAAGGAACAAUAUUAAUAAGAUACAAUAGUACCAACUAGACAGAAUUGUACCUACCUAGAUACUAUGAAUAGCAGAGCUGGUUUCUAAAAUAUACUACAGCCAUACCUUGGUUGUUGAACGACCUGGAAAUCGGAUGUUUUGGCCCCUUCCCCGCUAGCCUUACAGAACCUGCAGAGGUAUGAAGAAGGCAGAGCAUAGACAAACAAGGUGGUGUGGUCUCAGAUUGCUUGGAAAGGACCUGGAGGGAGGAGUCUUAGAGAGCGGUGGGAAGGCAAGGACCUUCAGUCCUCGCGACUGCCUUAUUGGGGCAAGAUCUAGCAGGAGGAGUUGCUGCGCUCACUAGGCCUGUGCUGUUUUGUUUCUUUGAAUAAAGAGUUAAUUUCACUGACACCUUGUGAGUUCUUGUUGACCUGCCGUGACAUUCUCAUGACUUCUUUCCUGUCUGUGUGUGCGUUUACUUGCUCUAGGCUUGGUAGAAGAAUACCGCGUUACUGUGAAGGAGAGCAACUGCAUUUUGGAAGAUUUGGAACCAGGUCACUCUUAUAGUGUGUGGGUUAUGGCUGUGAACUACUCAGGAUGUAGCUUUCCCAGUGGCAAAUCCACAUUUAGAACGGGUAAGUAGCUUGCAAAUUUCCCUGGUGUUUGUAGUUUUUCUGUGUUUAAUACAGAGGGUGUCUAAUGGAAUGCAUGGAGAAUGUGGCCUCUGUGCCCUGUAUUGAUCUUUGUACGAGUGUGCCCUUGGAGAUGUUUCAAAUAGAUGGAUGUCUUUAUGAGAUGCAUAUUGGGCUGGUUCAUGCAUGCCAAUGAUGAUGACAAUGAUUUGUAUACAGCUAAACAUGACAAGAGGGAUGCGGGUGGUGCAGUGGGUUAAACCACAGAGCCUAGGACUUACCGAUCAGAAGGUCGGCGAUUCGAAUCCCUGCAAUGGGGUGAGCUCCCGUUGCUCGUUCCCUGCUCCUGCCAACCUAGCAAUUCAAAAGCAUGUCAAAGUGCAAGUAGAUUAAUAGGUACUGCUCCAGCAGGAAAGUAAACGGCGUUUCCGUGCGCUGCUCUGGUUCACCAGAAGUGGCUUAGUCAUGCUGGCCACAUGACCCGGAAGCUGUACACCGGCUCCCUCGGCCAAUAAAGCGAGAUGAGCACCGCAACCCCAGAGUCAGCCACCACUGGACCUAAUGGUCAGGGGUCCCUUUACCUUUAAACAUGACAAAAUGCAGUACUGCCCGCAUGUACAUUACUCAACACCUGGUGGCUAGCAAUUAAUUUAAUACAUUUAAAGCCCAUCUCCCCUUCUCAUAGUGGAAGGGGAAUGUGUUCCCACACAUUGUGGUACUGAUGGAACUAGCUCCCUCCCAAUCCCUAGGAUUACAGGGAGGGGGAAAAUCUCCUGAUGUUACUGCAAGCAACACAUUUAAUCUAAGGGGUAGUUAAGGCCACUAGUGUAGGAUUGAAGACUUCAUGAGUUAGGCUAAUUGCACUCAGCUGUAUUUUUAGUUUAAUUGUUUUAAUUGCCAGCUGUGAUUCCCCCCUCCUUCCAAAAAGGCAAAUGAGGCAAAGGGCCUCUCCUAAUAAUAAUAAUAAUAAUAAUAGUAACAAUAAUAGUAAUAAUAAUAAUAAUAAUAAUAAUAAGUUUGUCUAGAUCUUAUCACUGUGGGUAUUAUUACCAUUUGAGGAAGGAAAACCUAUGAAGGGUGGGGGGAGAAGACUUUAAAGAAAUUGAUGAGGAGUGUCAGCUUGAUAUUAGCAAUACUGAUGUGCUCAUUCCUUUCAGCGUAUAACGGCUGCAGCUAUCACUACCGUAUGUAGCAGAGCUAACACGGUGUUGUAUUCGCAGCUCCCCCGACCCCUGUAAUAAAGGCAGAAGAAUGCAGUGUGUGUUGGGACGCUGCCACCAUCCGAUGGAGCACCAGUAACCCAGAAGCAACAGACUCUUUCACGCUCGAGUACUGCAGACAGUAUUCUCCUGAAGGAGAAGGUCUGAGGUCAGUCCCCUGUGCUCUGAAAUGCAGAUGGGCUGGAUUGGAAGCUAAAAGGAAUGUUCCAGGAUUGGGAUUAUUUUGAGGGGAAAUAAUUUUGUGCGGCUCGAUCUUCCUAAGAAAGAGAGAUCAGCUUUGCAAUGGAGAUUAACAUUUGUGCCAGAUGCUAAUCUCUGAGAUUAUACUCGGAAAAUCAGAAAUACCUUUAAUUUGUGCUACUAAAGAACAAAACUACUAGAGACUAAGCCCCAAAGGCUUCCUUGGGUCCUGUCCAAGCCAUCCAGAAAUGGAUUAAAUAUACGAGGCCUUGGGCUGACCUAUCUGCAUCCUAUGCAUGCUGUUGAGUUCAUCUGCAAAGACAGCAAGGCCGACAUAACUGCAGCACUCUUCCUAACUGCUAUCCACUCAGUGGAUAAUGCUGUAUCAGAGAUACAGCAGUUCAGAUUCUAUGUGGACGUAUACCAGCUUCUCAGUCUGCUAGGUCAAGGGCUCUCACGCUAGGAAAUGGGUGAGUUUUAAUGUUCUGCAACAGAGGAAUCCAACAUAAUGGUUGUGCCAAUGGAAACUUGGUGCGUAACAGAUUCCACUUGCGCAGCUCUGCUCCACUGGUGUGAAACAUUUUGCCAGUGGAACAAGAAUAUCAGUUGCUUUAUAUGCCACUACAUUGUGUACAACCCUAAACUGAUAUUGUUCAGCCUGAUGGAAUGAUUGUUAUAAAGAGACAAUGGGAUAUCCCUCCUAUAUGCUUCCCUGAGCUGCUUGGUGGACCUGUGGGCUAUGAGUGAAAUAAACAUACUGAGCAGAUCUCCGCUGUCUCCCCCACCUGCAAAAUAAUAAUAAUGCACUAGAUCAGCUUUCUCCCAACCUGGCACCUUCCAGAUCUUCCCCAGCUGGCUGGUGCUGAUGCUGCAUUGCAAUCCUAAAUAUCUGGAAGGCACCAGGUUGGGAAGGGAUGCCCAGGUGAUGGAGCAUGUGAUGGAGGGGGAAUUGUACCAUGCUCUGAGCUUAGGAGCCCAGUCCUGGAAGAAGGAUGGUGAUGUUCUUCUUAUCAGUGAAUUCCUUAGCUGGAAAAGGAUAAGUUAGGAGGCUCCCAUUUUGCUUGUGCCACCUCCUCUAGAGUUUACUUAGCAUAAUGGUUCAUUUGGACCUGAGAACCAUUUUCUCUUCCUGUUUUUUGUUUGCAUUUUGUUUUGCUGGCAAAUGCAAGUUGUUAAAGGGAGCAAUGUGUAUUUGCAUACUGGCCUCCAUCCCGGGAGCUGUGUCGGGUCCUGGGGAAAGAAGGAUGAGCUCCAGAGCAAAGACUGGGGUAAUUAAUUCAUUAGUUGAAGGCAGGAACAGAGCACUGCUAUGAUUCAAAAAAGCUUCUUUUAUUUUAUUUUUGCAAUUCAUUUAGUGGUUGCACAUUUUGUUUAAAUUUGGGUGUGUGUGUGGGGAGUUUUAAGCAGCUUUGCAACUUUUCUGUGAUAUUGACUCCUGGGAACACUCAGUUGGUAGAGUAUGAGACUCUUAAUGUCAUGGGUUCGAGCCCCAAAUUGUCCAAAAAAAUUCCUGAGUUCCAGGGCAUUUGACUAGAUGACCCUUCCAACUCUACAGUUCUGUAAUUCUUUGAGAGGGAAAGCUCUCCCUUCCAGAUCCUCUGAAGACCUGCCACACUAAAGAAGCCAUAUUUCCCCAGACAGAAGGUGCGUACACAAAACAUGCUGGUUGCAUGAAAUAGCCACCAAAAUCACUACUGUGACAUCUUAUCUCAAGCACACGGUCUAUUUGUGCUUGUGAUCGCCUUUGAAGAACAGAAAUGAUGUUCACAAGCUCUUCAUUCUUGCCACAUCUGCUGUGUUUAUUACAGCUUUGUGGAGACACAGAAAGCUGUCUGUUCAAAACAGCUUGCAGUAGCAAAACUUGCUGAAGGAACACUUUUGUCUCCCUGUGAUCAAAAUUAAGAAGAGAGCAGCACUCAAAACCUGAGUAGAAUUUUAGAUGCAUUAACACUGCUUUGUGUUAUGGAACAUGAUUUGAAAAUCAGUCUUGCUCUGAGCAUUUGUUACCUGGGUGAAGAGUAAGGUCCAACCUGAAACCAGGCCUACUCCACAUGGACAGAAGGUGCUUUGAUAACAGAUUCCAUCACAUGUUUUUUUUAAAAAAUCUCUGUAUCAAGUAGCUUGCUGUCCCAAACUGUUGAAUGGUUUCUUUAAAUGUAAAGGUUCAUCACUGUUCCACCCGAUGUGUAUGUCUUUAAGGGGCCAGAGCAAGGGCCAGAGCAAGAUAACGAGACCCAGCUUUACAGCUGUGAAACAUAGCAGGUGCUGCUGAGUUCUGUUGAUUAAGCUGUGUUGGCAAUUGGGUGUAGUAUAUAAGGAGCAGCACUUAGCUCUCCCAUUACCCUGGGGGAUGGGUUGGUGGUUGGGUCAUGUUUGUUUGUUCAUGUAUUUAGUGUAAAAGGAGUUUUUGUUUUUCUUAUUAAAACCUUGUUUAAGUUAUUUUUGAGUCCCUUUUGAGUGCAUGGUCUCCCCAGCAAGCUCUCUGCAGUGCUACCAUACUGCAAAAAGCCAACACAAACUAGACUCAUCUAAAUGUUGCCAUAACAUAGCGCUUUAAUGUCAGGGUGGGGAGAAAUUGGGUGGGUUUGGUUCACAUUUUAAUGCAAACCUGCCAAAUUCACACUCCUGGGGAAAAAACAGCUAUCUGAUGAAAUUUGCAUUUGCCAAAUUUCUAGUCCACAGAUGAGAGAGAGAUUUGCUUUGCCUCACAUUUUAAUGCAAACCUAUUUGAUUUGUAUUCCCAAAAUGAUAUGCAAACUAAAAUGAAGCUUGUAUUUCUCUGCAUUGUUUGAUGCUGUUAUCCAAUCAAGUAAUAUGUUUAUUAGGGGAAAGUGCAUUAUAUUACAGAUGGUGCUUUGCAAGAAUGUGUCAAUUAGGAAAACUUUCAUACAAAAGUGUGUACAAGAGGAGAAAUGCACACUUUAAUGAUGCUGAAUUUUCAUGAUGACUUUUUGGGGGCUUGGGGAAAUCACAAACUGAUACAGAAAUCUGGACGAUUGAAUUUAAGACUGGAAAAAUGAGAGAAGUUGAGAACUCAUCCAUCCCUGUUCGAGUCCCCAGUCUAUAAAGGUAAAGGGGUAAAGGGACCCCUGACCAUUAGGUCCAGUUGUGACCGCCUCUGGGGUUGCGGCGCUCAUCUUGCUUUAUUGGCCGAGGGAGCUGGUGUACAGCUUCCGGGUCAUGUGGCCAGCAUGACUAAGCCACUUCUGGCGAACCAGAGCAGCGCACGGAAACGCCGUUUACCUUCCUGCUGGAGUGGUACCUAUUUAUCUACUUGCACUUUGAUGUGCUUUCGAACUGCUAGGUUGGCAGGAGCAGGGACCGAGCAACCGUCGUGGGGAUUCGAACUGCCAAUCUUCUGAUCAGCAAGUCCUAGGCUCUGUGGUUUAACCCACAGCGCCACCCUCGUCCCUUCCCCAGUCUAUAGCAAACAUCAAAUCCUUGCUUUUUCUCUGAGUGAUGUUUCUAUCCUGCUGCAAACAGCAGCAAAGAAAAUGGGAUAAAUCCUAGCAGCCUGGCUCUCUAGCUUCACUUGAGGUCCAUGAUAAAGAAUGCUUAGCUAGAGGGAAAGCUAUGGAGAGCUAUUUUUGUGGCUGGUUUCUCUUUAUUUCCCUUAAAUAAAAGAAAACAAAUUAUGGAAGGCAUAAUUCCUUGUGUCUUUCAUACAGAAAGAGGGGAAUUGAAUCAGCAAUAAAGCAAAUUUCCUAGAAUCAUCAAAGGAAGCCGCAAAUGAGGGUCAUUGAUUCAGCAAGCAGUUGGAUAAAUGCAGCUGGGAGAAUAUAGCAGUAAAGUCUCUUGAUGGGAAGUAAAUUUUGUUUUAUUUUUAUUUUUUAAAAAUAGAAAUAAAAUGCCAUUUAUAUUCCAGCUUAACUUUCUCCUACAGUGCACCAACAUUAUGGCUUUACAAGUUAGAAGUAAUAUCAUACCAGAGGGUUUCCCCUAAUAACAAACCCCUAAUGGAAACAUAAAUAUUUAUAAUUAAUUACUGUUACUGCAUUAUUACUUUUAUAAAUAUAUAUCUGUAUACAUAUUUAUGGGUGUGGAGAGUCUCCUUCAGGUGUACAGGGCUGAGGCCAUUUAGGGUUUUAAAUUUCAGCACCAACACUUUGAUUUGGGCUCGGAAAUGUACUUGGGGUCUUUCAGGACUGGUGUGAUAUGGUCCCAGUGGCUUCUCCCAGUUACCAGUCUACCUGCCGCAUUCUGGAUUAGUUGUAGUUUCCGAGUCACCUUCAAAGGGAGCCCCACAUAGGGCAUAUAGCUCAAGAAGGAGAUAACCAGGGUAUGUACCACUCCAGCAAGACAGUGUGCAGGUAGGUAGGGUCUCAGCCGGCAUACCUGAUGGAGCUGGUAGACACAGAAUUAACCUGUGCCUCCAUGGACAGCUGUGAGUCCAAAAUGACUCCCAGGCUGCACAUCUGGUUCUUUAGGGGCACAGCCACUCCAUUCAGGACCAGGGAGCCCGCCACACCUGCCCGCCCUCUUUCCCCCAGAAACAGUACUUCUGUCAGGAUUCAACUUCAAUCCGUUAGCCGCCAUUCAAUCUGCUUCUCUUCAUUCCUUCAUUUGGUAAAUGGCUUAUCUGUUAGCUGUAGUGUAAGGAGCAAUGCGGACAUGUAGCAUAUUUACUUGGAAGUAAGACCCAUUAAAUCCAAUGGAAUUUACUUCCUACUGCAUGUGCAAAGGAUUACACCCACGGUUAGCAGAAUGUGGAGUUUUCUAUAACUGGUCAAAUUUCCAAUCAUUUCUCCUGAACAGAAGUUGAAUCAAGUUAGUUCUGGCGGUUCCCUCGCUGCGAGAAGCCAAGUUACAGGGAACCAGGCAGAGGGCCUUCUCGGUAGUGGCACCCGCCCUGUGGAACACCCUCCCACCAGAUGUCAAAGAGAAAAAUAACUACCAAAAUUUUAGAAGACAUCUGAAGGCAGCCCUGUUUAGGGAAGCUUUUAAUGUUUAAUAGGUUAUUGUAUUUUAGUGUUUUGUUGGAAGCCGCCCAGAGUGGCUGGGGAAACCCAGCCAGAUGGGCGGGGUAUAAAUAAGAAAUUAUUAUUAUAUUGUUAUUAUAAGGGAUGCGGGUGGUGCUGUGGUCUAAACCACUGAGCCUCUUGGGCUUGCCGAUCAGAAGGUCAGCGGUUCAAAUCCCCACGACGGGGUGAGCUCCCAUUGCUCGGUCCCAGCUCCUGCCAACCUAGCAGUUCAAAAGCAUGCCAAAAAGUACAAGUAGAUAAAUAGGUACCGCUCUGGCGGGAAGGUAAAAAGCUCUUCCAUGCGCUGCUCUGAUUUCGGUGUUCCAUUGCACCAGAAGCAGCUUAUUCAUGCUGGCCACAUGACCUGGAAAAACUGUCUGCGGACAAAUGCCUGUAAAGCAUGAUGAGCGCUGCAACCCCAGAGCUGUCCGCGACUGGACUUAACUGUCAGGGGUCCCUUUACCUUUACCUUUACCUUUGGUUCAUUAUAAGUCAGAGGGAGGAGAAGCAAAUGUUGAUUAGCAAUUUGUACAGAACCAACACUGAACCUGACAAAGCAGCCAUUGCCAGCUGUGAAGUUCACCUUCAUCCUCCCUGCCUGUAGGAGACGCUGUAAAAGAAUUCCUGCUGCAUUCAUCCCCACUAAUUCCCAGAUAAUUCAGUUGCAUUGCUUACAAUGAUCCUACUGAUAAAGCACUGACGUGCAUAACAGUUCACCAUUUUUUAUGUGUAGUAAAAGAGAACAUUGUACAUUAGAGGGGAAGAGGAGAAGCACAGUUAGUCAAAAGCAAUAGAGUUUGAUUGUAGCCAAAAGCAAUAGAGUUUGAUUCCCAUAACUUUUUUGCAAGGGGGGGGGGCAGGGCGGGGCAGGGAAGAAUCCAAAAAUUGUAGAAUGUGCUUAGGAUCUUCCUGUCUUAGAGGAAGAGUAAUGGUACCUUUAAAAAGUAAUGUAUUUUGUCCCUUUUUUUCUUAUGUCCUCUGCAUUCUGUCAAAAGCUCUCAUAGCAACCGCGUAAUCUUGAAAGACUGCCAGGAUCUGUCACGCUCUGCUAGUACAAUGGAGCCAUUCUAUUUUCAGUGGUACUUAAAGUGCGUAGCUGUAGUAUAUAGACUCUGCUAUAUAGACCAUCUGUAGUGCUCAGCGUAUUUUAAAAGACUGAUUACCUCACCACCACCUUCUUCUGUGAUAGGAGUGACAUAGAGCUUAUCCGCACUUCCCUUUUGCCUUGCUGUUUCAAGGCACAGAUCUGUGCUUAAAAGCUCUGCGUCUGAGCAUGGGGGAGGUUUUUGGCCCUGAGCUUUCUCCAUGAAAAACUGCUCUUUAAAGCUCAAUUGGAGCAAAUGUCAAUUUGGGUUCUCUGCAGAUUGCUGUUUGCUCCAGGUGAGCUCCAGGUGGGUUUUCAUGUGGAAAGCAAACAAAAGUCAGGCACUCUCACACAGAGCAUGAACCAUGCCUGGAAAGAGCAGAGGAAAGGUAAGGUGGAUAAACCUAUUGUUCACAUUAGUUUGAUAGUUUACAUUAUAUUAAACCCCAAAGCUGAUCUGGAGACGAAGAAAUGAACGAACCAUUCCCCCCUUUGCUGUGAUCAAUAUCUUAGCAGUACAUUAUCUAUGCUCUUCCCUUGCUGUCAUUGUAGUUACACUAGCUCUAGGGCGGGGUACCUCAGGUCCGGAGGCCAAAUGUACCCCUCUAGCCCUCUUUGUCUGGCUCCUUGGGCUAUACCUCAGCUCCAGGCCACAUUCCUCAAUGUGCUCCACAUCCUCCACAAUGUGUUCCUGCUCCACAUCCCCUUCUAGUUCAUUUACCUGGCUGGAAGGUGCCCUUGAACUGUAAUAAUGCUGAGAACUAUAGCUUGCCAAGGGUGCUGAGAGUUGUUUAAAAAAGGUAAAGGACCCCUGACAGUUAAGUCCAGUCGCGAACGGCUCUGGGGUUGUGGCGCUCAUCUCGCUUUACUGGCCGAGGGAGCCGACGUUUGUCUGCAGACAGUUUUUCCGGGUCAUGUGGCCAGCAUGACUAAGCUGCUUCUGGCGAACCAGAGCAGUGCACGGAAACGCCGUUUACCUUCCCGCCGGAGCGGUACCUAUUUAUCUACUUGCACUUUGACGUGCUUUCAAACUGCUAGGUUGGCAGGAGCAGGGACCGAGCAACGGGAGUUCACCCCAUCGCAGAGAUUCGAACCGCCAACCUUCUGAUCGGCAAGCCCAAGGCUUGGUGGUUUACACCACAUAAUGCUUGGGGAAGGGAGCCAUGACUGGUGUAGGAGUCAUUUCACUCAAAUUGUUAUUUCUUUAAAACUUUUUAUACCCUGCCUAUCUGUCAUUAAGUAAAUAAACUCCCAAGGUGACCCACAUUGGACAUACCUUGCCAUGUAGCAUUCUGCCUGUGCAGUUCUGUUACGAGUUGUUCCCAUAUGGGAGGGUUGACUGCAUUCGACUGCUUAUCUCUGUUCGCAGUGAGUGUGCGUUUGUUUUCCUGCGCUUGCUGCAUAUGCUGGCACUUCCUCGGAAAUGUGGAACAGCUAGCAUUUGUUAUGUGAAAAUAUUGUGGAUGUGUGGAUGAUAUGUAGGAGGGCACUGGUAUCCGAGUGCCAAGGCCCUGCGCAUAUACUGCUCUAGUCUUCAUUAAGGCUGCACUGAAUAUUCUCUAGUUUGCCAUGAAAUCAGCACACUUGACACAGGCAACCUAUGGGGGGUGGGGAGUACCCACUUUGCUGAACGUGUGAAUAAUAUCAGUGGUCUUUGCUACCACUUAGAUCCCUUGGUUGCUGCUUUUGCCUGACUAUUGGCCAUGGUGACUGGGGCUGAUGGGAGUUAGAGUCAUAGAAUCAUAGAAUCUUAGAGUUGGAAGAGACCCCAAGGGUCAUCUAGUCCAACCCCUGCAAUGCAGGAAUCUCAGCUAAAGUAUCCAUGACAGAUGGCCAUCCAACCUCUGCUUAAAAACCCCCAAGGAAGGAGAGUCCACAACCUCUCAAGGGAGACCAUUCCACAGUUGAACAUCAUUUACUGUCAGAAAGUUUUUCCCUGUUGUUUAGUCGGAAUCUUCUUUCUUGUACAGUGGUACCUUGGGUUACAGACGCUUCAGGUUACAUAUGCUUCAGGUUACAGAUUCCGCUAACCCAGAAAUAGUACCUUGGGUUAAGAACUUUGCUUCAGGAUGAGAACAGAAAUCGUGCGGCGGUGGUGGCUGCGGCUGUGGGAGGCCCCAUUAACUAAAGUGGUACCUCAGGUUGAGAACAGUUUCAGGUUAAGAAUCAACCUCAAGAAUGAAUUAAGUUCUUAACCUGAGGUACCACUGUAACUUGAAGCCAUUGGUUCGAGUCCUACCCUUCAGAGCAGGAGAAAACAAGCUUGUUCUCUCUUCCAUGUGAAGGCCCUUGAAAUAUUUGAAGAUGGCUAUCAUAUCUCCUCUCAGUCUAUUCUUUUCCAGGCUCAACAUACCCAGCUCCUUCAACCAUUCUUCAUAAGGCUUUGUUUCCAGACCAGCAACAUCUCAAAAGUCUCAGGUUUCCCAUCCCUGAUUUAGGUUUUGUUCACUGAAUGUGGGUAUUCAGAGCAGACCCUGCCACUGACAUCCCCCUUCCCAACUGCAACACACCAACUGGACAGGUGACCUCUGUCACUGAUGCUAACCAGGAGCACAAAUGUUCACCUGAUUGAAAUUACACAUGUGCCUUGUUGAAUUGAGGCUGUGCAGUCACAUUCCCCUUUGACAGGCUACUUGUUUUCAUGAAGCCGAGUUAUAUUUGAUUUUGUAUUUAUUGUAUUAUUCUGGGAUAAGAGUGAAGGAGCCUAUACAGUGGUAUCUCGGGUUAAGAACUUAAUUCGUUCCGGAGGUCUGUUCUUAACCUGAAACUGUUCUUAACCUGAGGUACCACUUUAGCUAAUGGGGCCUCCUGCCGCCGUGAUGUGAUUUCUGUUCUCAUCCUGAAGCAAAGUUCUUAACCCAAGGUACUAUUUCUGGGUUAGCGGAAUCUGUAACCUGAGGUACCACUGUAAAUAGGGUCAGAUUAAAAUGGCCGCUUACCACCUUUCCUGGUGAGCAGUGGUUGCAGCCCAACGCGGCACCUCCUCUCCCCUUUGCCUGUCUCCCUGUCCCCCUCGGCUGCUGCGAAGUCUCACAGGUUCCUGCCAAAACCCGUCCAUUCAAAUGGGCCAAUCCACGGCAGGCUUCCCUCAGGUCCGCCCUCCAUCUACUUAGCCCAGCCAACCCCCAAACACGGCACCCAGUUGGGUGCGCCGGGGUUGGGGUCUCUGUGGCUGGGCAUGCAAGUAGAAUAUGAAAGUCUUUGAAAUCCACUCUAGCUGAAAACAGCUCUCUUUGAAGUUGGAAUGUAUUUCAACCCUUCAGGUUUUUUUAAUGGCAAAAGGGCAUUGUAUAAAUGAAUGAGAUGUAGCGACCAGUCCUCUCAAGGUCUCUGAUGUAGAACUGUGUUGACAGUGACUGCUGUUUGCUCAGCAUAAAGAAUAUAUAUGAAGUAAAAAGACAUUGAGUAUACUUAUGAACAAAGAAUAAUGCUUUAAAAAAGAAAUCAACCAUAAGAAGAUAUGUCCUUUAUUCUUCAGCUUCUGGUGCUAUCUGGUGGAAGCUGGUGAAAAAACAGCUUCUAGCAUUACAGUCUGACAACCUGUUUAAGAGCAUUGAAGCUGUUAUAAGUAGAAGCUCUGUUAAUUGUGAUGUGGGCAUGGAUAUAUUUUAUCUCACUAUUAUCUUCAAUCAAGUUUUGGUGCAAAAUUUGUUUAUCAUAAGCUUAAGGGAUAUCAAAACAAUCCCAGUUUCACGCUGCCUUCAGCUCUCUGUUGUAUGUCUCCAGUCCAAUAGAAGUGUUAUUGUGUAGUGUUGGUCUUUUGAGCUGGUGCAGCAAAAAAAGAACGCAACUCCUCACAAACACACCCCUUGUGCCCUGACAGGCUUUGGAUACGGCAGUGAAUCUGCUGGUCUGCAUCCCCGGCCACUCAUUAGGAUUGCUGUCAUCAUUUUUCUUUUGUUUCCACUUCAUAGUCUUCUCAGUUGUUGUUUUUUUAAAUGAUAUUUAUUAAAAUUUCAGAAACAAAAAAUUACAUAGUUAAAGAGAAAAGAAACAAGAGAAAAAAUAAAAAAGAGAAAAAACAUACAAAAUACAAAGUACAGAAAAAAAAAAACCACUUAAAAACAAAUUAAUCCUUCCGUAUCUUACAUUUCAUUUCCUUGCUUCCCUGACCUCCUCUCACUUCCCUUUUUUGUAUUUCAGUUCAAUUGGUUAAUUCAGCAAUUCCUUUCCCUCUUUGUUUUUGUCUUAGUCCUUUAACUUAAUAUAUUAUAGCUUUAGAUUCUCACCUAUUAACAAUCCAUUUUUACAUACACCUUUAUGACAUUGCUGCUAAAACCACUUAACUUCAUUCUGACAUCAUUCUAACAUUCAUUAAUUUUGCAAUAUUUCUGUAAAUAGUCUUUAAAUUUCUUCCAAUCUUCUUCCACCGACUCUUCUCCCUGGUCUCGGAUUCUGCCAGUCAUUUCCGCCAGUUCCAUGUAGUCCAUCACCUUCAUCUGCCAUUCUUCCAGAGUGGGUAGAUCUUGUGUCUUCCAAUACUUUGCAAUAAGUAUUCUUGCUGCUGUUGUGGCAUACAUAAAGUUCUAUCCUUCUUUAGCACCAAUUGGCCGACUAUGCCCAGGAGAAAGGCCCUCUGGUUUCUUCAAGAAGGUAUAUUUAAAUACCUUUUUCAAUUCAUUAUAGAUCAUCUCCCAGAAAGCCUUAAUCCUUGGGCACGUCCACCAAAGGUGAAAGAAUGUACCCAUAGUCUUCUCAGUUUGGACCUGCUUUUGGGGGAUUUUGUUAUGUCGCCUUUUCUGAAAAGCUGAUGCACCAAAGUAGGUUGGCAAGGGGGAGUGGUUCAUUGAGAUCUCUUCUUGGAAACAUGGCUUCUGACAAUCUCUUACAGGGAGAGUCUCCAAAGUUCCUUCCCUGUGAUCAUGCUCAUCUUUUUGAAAGGACUGUCUUUCCAAAGGCAGCCAUAACAUAGCAGUCAGGAACCUUGUGGUUCCAUGGGCAUCACAGUGACACCUGGUGAUUGACAGUUGGGUGGCCCCACUGUUGGUGAACUGCAGGAGGCCAGGUCCUGUUCCUCACCCCCACCAUAAAUGUUUCUUUUUGAAAACUGCACUUUGGACAAUGGUUUCUGUGAGAAAAUGCUUUUUACCUUGUUUCUUCUUAGAGUUUUUGUCUAAGUUGGAACUGUUUUGUAUCGAUACUGAUAAAAUGUGUAUGUGUGUGUAGAUAUUAAAAAAUCCCAAGUUGUCUUCCUCCCCUCUUUAAGGAGAAAAAUAAAGGUCCCUUUAUUUUUUCCCCUGCUGAGAGAAAAGCAGCUUGAGGGCCAGGAGUGAUUUUUGAGAGGGCAAACAGUUAUGGAUUUUCUUCCACAUAAUUCAGUAUAUGUUUAUUAUAUAUUUCAGAUCCCUGGCUGGAAUUAAACGACCUGAAAUGAAAGUUCACCUAGAAUCCAAUGUAAAUUAUUUCUUUUACGUGAGAGCAAUUAACAUCUUUGGGACAAGUGAACAGAGUGAAGCUGCUCUCAUCUCGACCAGAGGUAGAUAAACACUUUCUAACUUGUGGGAAAGGAUUCCUUUUUGUCUCGGAAGGAAAUGCAAAUGCCUUUUAGUAAAUUCUGUUGUACAUUGUUUCAGUGACAGUGAUUACUGUAGGCCUUAAGAUUUUGUGAUUCACUACAAAUGCACAAUGUAAUAAUAAUCCCUGAAGUGGUGUUUUAUUGCUUUCCUGUGAAUCACAUCAGGAACUAGAUUUCACAUAAUGAAAGAAACAGCUGCCCCUACUUUGCAAGUGUCACCAAGUGGAACCAUGAUAUGCCUUCCUGAGGAAACUGAAGCCACUGGGUAAGUACUACUCAUAUUUACUCCUCCUUACUAUUGAGCAUUAUUGUCAACAGGAUGUGAAGAUCUAUGUAGGUUAGGGAUGAGAGAAAUUCAUUUCAGUUUGCCUCGAAGCAUGAAACCACCAAAUUAGCAAUUUCCAAACCAAAACACAACCAAUUCAAUUCUUAAUUCAGUUCAGAACCAAGGAGUGUGUACAAAAAUGUGUGUACUAGGGUGAAAGAAUGCGCAAAUUGGUGAAAAUAGCAUACAAAAUGCAUUAUAUUAUGCAAAAUUGCUUUGUAAAAAUCUAUACUGGGCACAUCUCCCUCUCUCUCUCUCUCUCUCUCUCUCUCUCUCUCUCUCUCUCUCUCUCUCUCAUUACUGAACUGGUUGGAUUAAAAACAAAGCCAAACAUUCCUAUCCUGAAUAUUCGACAACGGACAAAUUUCAAUAUGCAUACAUAAAAAAAUGCAACACAGGCUUGUUUCUUCUUUUGAGGCAGGUGAAAUCUCACUGUUAAAGGUGAAGACCCGGGGUCAGCAAGCUUUUUCAGCAGGCGGCCGGUCCACUGUCCCUCAGACCUUGUGGGGGGCCAGACUAUACUUUGAAAAAAUAAUAAUGAAUGAAUUCCUAUGCCCCACAAAUAACUCAGAGAUGCAUUUUAAAUAAAAGGACACAUUCUACUUAUGUAAAAACACGCUGAUUCCCGGACCAUCCAUGGGCCGGAUUUAGAAGGCGACUGGGCUGGAUCUGGCCCCCAGGCCUUAGUUUGCCUACCCAUGGUGAAGACAUUGGACCUUUCUGAUGCCAAAGGUUCAAACCAUUCUUUGACUUUGGCCAAUAUAAUGCUGCAUUUGUUUCUGUUAUUUCUGUGUGCAGCAUCUCCCCAGUACUGGGUGAGCUCCUGUCUGCUCGAGGAUGGCACUACUGGGAAACAACUGUGAGUGACUGUUCAGCUUACAAGGUUGGGAUCUGCUAUUCUACUAUGCCACAAGACAGCAUCCUGGGGCAGAACAAUGCUUCCUGGUGCUUGCAUUGUCCUAGCAAGACAAGGUAAUAAAGAACAUCUUAUUUUUUAAAAAAGCUGUGAAAUUACAUGUCCUUUCCAGUCUAUUCCUUCUCCUCCCUUCCCCUAUGGAUGCAUGGGUGUGUGUUGAUUUUCUAUUUGUAAGCCACUGGAAGAGGUACGUGGCAACUUUCAAAAGGUAUACAGCGCUUACAGGGGCGUCAUUUAUUAUUAAGUGUUGUACUUCUGCAUCCCUCAAGGUUCCCCCAGAUUCACUGGAAAUUUUGUUUGUGGGUAGUGCUGCUAGGCCUACAAAAUGAUCAGCUUGGCACCACCAAAGUUGAGCAUUAGAGGGAGUGAUAAAUAAAUAGUGAUGUGUUGCCUUGGAGGACAGCUUGGAUGUUAUGGAAAGUGGCAAGAAGCAUAAGCACAAGUGAUGUCCAAAGGAGGACGUCUUUGGACAUCUUCUUGUAUGUUGAGAUUGUGGGAAUGUUCAGGAUGGCAGGAGAGGAUAUAUUGUUUAUUAACAUUCUUCCUAACUUGCACUAGCAACUCAUAUGUCUCAGUGCAGGAGAGAUGUGCAAAUGCUCCCUCCAGAUGUUACACUAGUGGCAUGGAAUAUGGAUCCUUAGUUGCACAUUGGCUAAGCAACAGCUGGGGGCAGCAAGAUGAGGUUCACGAUGCAUUGGGUGGAAUGUUAGCCCUUUAUCCGUGCUCUGUAAUAAGCUGCUAUCAGCUGCAGGAGGGAAACAUCUAUUGGCACCCAGUUUCCUUUGCCAUGAUUACAACAACCCUGUGAAAAAGGCCCAUUUGCAGCUGGGGUACUGAGUCUGAACGCUUAGGAUUAUAGUGUCUCAAAGAAAUCCCAUCUCAAUAUUUUUUUUCUGGAUGGCACAACUUUCAUCAACCGAAAUAGGAGCAGAAAUUCGAGCCUCUGGAAUUUGUAGCUGUAAUGAAUACUCCAACCACAAGAUCGACCCGUCUGUUCCCUGGUCUGAUUUUCCUGUGUAUGUGAGACAUUUCUACCAUAGCUGCUUCACCCGAGGUCAUCUUGAUGAUUUAGCAGGUGACAGGGCGAAGGAGAGGGAUGUUUUUUUGGAGAGAAUCCAGGACUCUGAAAGGCUGGAUGAUUGGUGACUGAGAAUAGUGCUCUGAUGAUAUACUCCCUGUCCUCUACACUGGCAGAUAAGGUUACGCCGUGGGUGCUUCUUAGGCUUCCACUUUCCAUAAUCUGAUCAGGAGUUUUAGUAUUACAGCCAUAACCAUCAAUGGCAGGUUAUAUUUAAUGCUUGUAAUGUUGCAUUUCAAGGUGCCCGCUUCCUGAAAUAUUUUAUAGUAUGUAACACAUUUCAAGUGUUUAAUUUGCAUCACAUAAAUUAUCUCAGGAACAGCUCUGUGCAACAGGUCAGAAUUAUUUGUCCUGUGUGAUCAUUUACUUCUGUGUAGAACUGGGUGUGCAGAGGGGAUUGACCCAGAGGGGACUGGAAUUGCAUCGUCUAGACCCACUCCUAAUCUCUGUCCAUUCAAGGUGUGGUAUCUACAGGAGCCUAUGUGUUUUUACCCAAAUGUAUGUAGGCUUCCUAUGCACAAUGGUGGUAACUGGACCUCAUGCUAAAACAUGGUUUAUCAUGAUGGGAAUGAGCUGAGGAUAUCUUUGGAUUCAUGCACUUCUCCCUCCCCAUUCCUGCUUUGGUAUGUCUGUAAAGAGAUGCUUUCACAAACUGCAGCUUGUCCAAACCUGACAAACUGUGGUUGAUCUUUAACUAUCACCUGCUGAAACAAACCAACGUCAAACCAUGGGCUAUGACUUUGGCUUGUUUCCAACAAGCCAUUGUUUAAGCUAACCACCUGGAAAUGAAUGAAUGAUUACACAAAGUUAUUACUUUAAUGUUUUGGGUGGGGGAGGGACUGUGGCUUAGGAGCGACCUGCGUAUUUAUUAGGGAAGUAAAACCCGGAAUAGUCCAUCCAUCCAGAAUGACCUAAUGCUUGUGUUUGGCGUCUCCUAGGUCUGUCAUUUGAUUAAUCACUUGACUUUCAAUCAAUUACAUUGAAAUAAAUUCCAGAGUUGCAGUCAUGUUAGUCUGCUGCUGCAAAAUCAACAGAGGGUUUUGUGGCACCCUAAAGACUAAUAAAUUUUAUUAUGACAUAAGCUUUCAUGGAGAGGAGUGAACCCUUAGACUGCAAUAAAAGUUGUUAAGUCUUUAAGGUGCCACAGGACUCUUUGUUGAUUGAAAUAGAUGUGCAUAUUAUAGCAAAACAUUUACAAUGGGUGUCCUUUGGAGGAUGCCAAAGGAAAAGCAGUUUUCUCUGCAGUGUGAAACAUUCACUUUACUAAACAAAGCAAAAGCGACUGUUCAGGGUUAAAAGCUAAGGCCACCCUUGCUGCUUUGCUCUGCAACAUGGGAAUGUGGAAUGCUUGUCUGCAAUAAAAGGCCACAGAGCCAAAUGCAAUUCCAUCAGUACCACUGAGGAUCCAAAGUUAAAAGAGACAUUGUCAGAAGCUUCUGUUGCUUUUGAUAUUCACCUUGAAAUGCAAAAAUAUCUGCUGACUUUGAACAGAUACUGCUAGUAAAAGCCAUCUUCGCUUUUUUCAUCAAGCUUGGCACAGCAGGUGGCUCUAUAUUGCGGGGGGGAGGACAACACGCUAAAACAAAUGACAUAAAAUGACCCUUGGAAUGCAUUGCUUCCUUCCAAAUGAAUAUACAAAUAUGCUGAAUUGGCCAAAGGACCAUUAGAAUGCAUUAAAACAAGAGUGAUGGAUUGCUUGCUCAUAUGGCCGUUUUAAGGAACUGUCUCCAAAGGAACAACUGGGGUAAAUAGAAUAAAAAAGUCCUUCAAAUAGCCAUUGAAAUGUAUUGGUAUAAGCUGGAUCUGGGUAAAUUGCCCUCUUCGACACCCCAUCACUCCAUCCUCAUAGAAAUCAACUGUGUGUGUGAGUGCUACUCAUAGGCAUGCAUUGAGAAAACUUGGAUCCAGAUAAAUUGUGUGGGCUGGCACUACCAUUAAAGAGAGCGAGGCGAUUGCAGCUGUUGAGCAGCAGUGGUGGCAGCCUGCUAGUUGUUCCUCCUCAGCCGUCUGGCCAUUCCUGUCUGUUCUCAAACAGAUCUGUGUGAGCCAUGCAGCCAGGCCUACACCUCCUAAGUUAACCGGCCACCUUAGGCACAGUGGAUGGGGACCCUUUUUGGCCCAUCAUGCCAAAUCCUUACCUGUCCCUACCCAAGCAGGCCAACUUUCAUUGCGGACAACCCACCUGCCAAGCACCUGGCGUCAUUAUGAUACCAGAUGAUUGACAGGUGGGCUGUCUCACCCAUCCAUCAAAGUCCCUUUGUGCAGCACUCAGGGGAAUCAUAGAUGUGUAAAGUUGGAAGGGACCACGAGGCCCCUCUAGUCCAACCCCCUGCAAUGCAGGAAUCUUUUUGCCCAACGUGGAGCUCGAACCCAUGUCCCUGAGAUUAAGAGUUUCGUGCUCUACCAACUGAACUAUUCUGGGAGGGCCAAGCAGUUGGCAGUGAGCUGUGUGUCACAGCGCUUCUCAACUGCCUAACAGCCAGCUUGGAAACUGCAGCACAAGGCAGAGGGCAGAUGGUUCCGUCAGGCAAGCAGACAUGGAGCAAUGAUUACUGCUAUGCUGAAAUCCUCCCAAGGUUUGGCAAUUCUGACUACACCGUUCAUCCGGCUCCAGACUCCAUCGUUCCUUCAUCGAAUCAUAACGCUUCCAAAAUCAUUGCAACCCGCUACACAUUGUUGCAUAUAUUACAUAAUCAGAACCAGAUAGUACUCCCUUAUUUUUACCGCAGCACUGAUCUGCACCAAAGGGGAGCAUUUCAAUGCGUGAAAAUGUAUUAAAGUUUUAGCUGCUAAGGGUUUCCAUUUGCUAAUAUCUGGCAGAUAGAAAGAAAUAUUGCAAUAGGCUGUGCAGUGAAUUCUUGUUGACCUAAUCUUGCACUCUUCUGCAGUUUCCUAUAUAAGGUCCUCCAUCGUGGUGAAAUGAGUGAUGUCAUUGUGACAGAACAGCCCCCCCGCAUUGGCAUUCUGCUGGAUUUUAAUGCUGGAAGACUCUUAUUUUUCAACGCGGAAAGAGGGCAGCUCCUGUUUGCCAUCCGGCAGAAAUUCACCGAUGCUGCUCACCCUGCCUUUGAGUUGGAGGAAGCAGGAGUCCUUCACCUGCAUACGGGCAUGGAGCUUCCAGAAUUUGUCAAGCAAAGCUAAACAUUUUCUUUCGAACUACGUGCAAGGCACACACACACAAAAAGCGGAUAGAAUGUGCUUGGGGUGGCCUUGUUUCCUUCUUCUAAGAUAAGUUAAUGUUUAAGAACUACAAGCCAGAGAAAUGCUCUGUGAACUCAGUGGCUUCAACAGGACUUCCAUCAUACAUUCCCCCUUGCCAACACUACUUCGUAAAGUAUUUUUUAUACUUGGGGGAAGUUUCAAAAGCAGAUCAAGGAAGCUCCUCUUAGGAACAAAAGUGUAAGGUUAUUCACAGAGCCCACAUAACUCACCCACAUGCGAAGUCCCUGGGUGGUGGUUAACUCUCUUCCCAAUUUGUUUUUAUUCACUGGAAUCAUUCACAUAAGGAGCACGUGCGCGCGCGUGCACAGACACACACACAGCCAUAGCUCAGUAUUAGAGCAUCUGCUUUGCAGAUUUGAUCCCCAUCAUCUCGGGGUAGGACUAGGAGAGACCGCUCUCUGGUGCCCUGAAGAGCAGCUGCUAACACGACUGAGCUAGACUGACCGGAAGUUUGACUCAGUAUUAGGUUCUGUGAUCCUACAUAGCACAAAGACACACAAGUUAUCUCUUUACUUACUACUUUCUGUGAUGCAUACUGAAGGACUGCCAAAAUGUUUGUGCUACACUCACUGCGGGUGGGUGCCAGGAACUUCUCCAUUGGUCCCUUUUGAAAUGAAUUGAUUCCAAUGCAUUUUCACAGGGCCCAGCAAGAAUAAAUUAUUGGGAGGAGUGUGCUCAUUGUCUGCAAUCCAGCUAGUCGAGGACUGACCCACACAGGCCUACCUCUAGUCAAGAUGGGUGGGGCUGCUAGGAUUUGGGGAGAGGGGACUGCUUUCAGUCUCUACACCCCAUAUAAUCUCUGACCAGGUUAGCACUCCUAUUGAUAUUAAUAACAUUGCCCAUCUUGAUUUCAGUUACACUCAUUUUUAUUUUUAUUUUUGACUGACAGGCAGAGCCUGGCACCUCAAGUGUGGCACAUAUAAACAUAUAGAGUUCCCAAUCUGCUAGGAUGUAUGAGCAUAAAAUGCUGGAUUCUUACUGUGUUGUCCUAACAUUUGGGGCCUAACUGGAUCAGGACAGUUUGUUCAUAUGAAAAUUAUUCUAAUACUGUUUUAAUGGUAUUACGUGCAAUUAAAAAAUUAAAAACGAA
Molecule: messenger RNA, 52328 nt
Organism: Podarcis lilfordi (Lilford's wall lizard)
Lineage: Eukaryota; Metazoa; Chordata; Lepidosauria; Squamata; Lacertidae
Source: the annotation of a GenBank genome assembly